Topomyia yanbarensis is the source of this 48622-nucleotide messenger RNA. Its product is annotated as chaoptin-like. Gene Ontology annotation, molecular function: protein binding. NCBI's taxonomy places the organism in Eukaryota, Metazoa, Arthropoda, Insecta, Diptera, Culicidae. The transcript is spliced from 4 exons. Bases 25 to 3645 code for a protein of 1206 amino acids. Gene Ontology annotation, cellular component: extracellular matrix. The record is from RefSeq and is a predicted model, not a curated record.
CACGGCACGAUAAAACACAUCGACAUGUCGCGCACGUUCAUCCACAACGUCGAUGACGAAACGUUCCAGGGGUUGCGGCUGGAGUCGCUGAAGCUGGUCGACAACAAGAUUCAGGACAUCUCCGAGAAGAGCUUCAACUUCAUGCAGCACUCGUUGGUAUCGUUGGAUAUAUCGGACAAUCAGCUGCAGGGACUUCCACUGGAUUCACUGAAAAAUGUCCAUACGUUAAGCCGAUUAGUGGCACAGAGGAACAACAUCCACCAUCUGGACGGAAACUGGGGCGGCCUGGCAGAUUCGUUGCGGAGUUUGCACAUCUCCGGGAACUCCAUCACCGAGGUGUCAUUUUUCACGCACGAAGACAAACGACCCAACCACACAGUUCCCACCUUCCAGGCCUCUUCGUCGAUUAUUAGCGCCAAACAGCAUCAACCAUCGCAGCCGCAGCAGCUGACGAAACCGUUUGCCAAGCUGAAAAAACUAGUCUGGUUGGACAUUAGCUCGAACAGGAUCGCUCACAUCAGCCCGAACACCUUCCCGAAGUCACUGGUCACGAUCGAUCUGUCGAAGAAUAUUUUGGGUCAAUUUCCGGCUGCGGUACUGGAGCAUUUACACGAUUUGAGGAUUUUAUCUUUGAAAGAUAAUUUAAUCGUAAAAUUAAACGGACUGGAGCUCGGAGCGGUGAAGAUUAAGUUCGAGAAGUUGGAUCUCAGUGUCAACUUAAUAGAUGAACUCCCGUCCGGGUUGUUUAAUGGAACAGUUCGGGUUAAGGCGAUCAACUUCGAUAAGAACUACAUCCGGUCGAUUCCGGCGGAAGCUUUCCGUGAUUUAGGCGUUAUACAUAUGGUACUGGCGUUUAAUUUCAUCGAACAGGUGGAUGACGAAGCGUUUUCAACGUUGGAAAACAGCUUGGAGUAUUUGGAUCUGGAACGCAAUCGGUUGCUAGUGGUGCCUAGUGCGAUUGGUACCUUAAAUAAGCUGCGGUAUUUGUAUUUAACAUCGAAUGAACUGACGGCGGUGGGUCGACUGCCAGGAACGUUGAAAGUUUUAUCGCUGAGUGGCAAUAAUUUCACUUCAAUUCCGGUGGAUGGACUGGCUAAUUGCACCGAACUUUCGUACCUUAACAUGGGCUAUAAUAAAAUUGCUGAAAUCGAGGAAAAUGAUUUCGUCGGAUGGGGUGCCAACCUGCAAACAUUGUUGCUGAGGAACAAUAAAAUUACCAGCCUUAAUUAUGGGGCUUUCAACGGAUUGGAUACUAUUAAAGAGAUCAGUUUAAGCUUUAAUGAUAUUCACUACGUGCAUCCGAAUGUGUUCGAUAACAUUUCCAGCACGUUGAAGAUUCUUGAACUAUCGUUCGGAAUUUACCGUGAAGAAUAUCCGAUGGAUGCGCUGAGCGUGCUAACGGAGUUGAUGUGGCUUGGACUCGAUAAUAACAAUUUGAAACUAAUUCCUGAUGAGGCCCUUUCACAACUCGGCCAGCUAACGUACGUGAAUUUCGCAUUCAAUCGUAUUACUUCCCUGCCACGUACGGUGUUCCGGGCGGACAUACACAAAAAUCUCGUCGAGAUUGAUUUAUCAUUCAACCUGAUCGAAACGUUGCACACCAACACGUUCGAUAAUUUGGAGCUGAUUCAAAUCAUAAAUUUGUCCUCGAAUAAAAUAAAAACCAUCGAGAAAAACAGUUUUUACGACCUGCCAUACCUGACGUACGUGGACCUGUCCUUCAAUGGCAUUCAGAAUGUGAGCGAAUGUGCGUUCAGCUUCCUACCGGCACUGCUCAGCGUGGACCUGAUGCACAACGAGCUGGGCUCGUUUUCACUGAAACUGUUCAAGCACGUCUCGAAUGCCACCACCCCCAUGAGGCUGAACAUUAGCAACAAUGCGAUCGAUAAUUUCGACGGCGACGUCAAUUCGUUGCUGUACGUUUAUUCACUGGACGCCAGCAAUAAUAUGCUACACGACCCGGCCGCCUUCCGUGCAUUGGCCUACUCCCUCCGGAUUCUCUAUCUCAAUUGGAACAAUUUCAGCGCGCUCGGAAAUCACGCCUUCGGUGAUUUGCAGAUACUGGAGAUUCUCAACCUUGCCAACAACAAUAUAUCAUCAUUACGAAGGCGCAGCUUUGCCGGGCUAGUGAACCUCCAGGAAUUUGAUUUGAGCAACAACAAACUGGAAAUGCUUCAAAUUGAGCAAUUUUCUCCUUUGAAAAAAUUACGUCUGCUGAAGCUUGGCAAUAAUCGCCUCCGAGCAGUGCCACGGGAUGCUUUUCUCAACACUCGAAUCGAGUAUUUGGAUCUGUCCAACAAUUUGUUCGCCGCUUGGCAAGCAACGGCAUUUGCGGACAUUGGGUUCACCCUGCGCUCCAUUCAGUUCAGCAAUAAUCUCUUGGAAUUUCUUGAUUCCUACAUGUUCACUAGCACUCAGUUUCUUCUGGAGCUGAACCUUUCAAGCAACCAAAUCAAACUCAUUCCGGAAAGUGCAUUCGCCAAUCUGCACAAUCUAACCAUUUUGGAUAUCAGCUGGAAUCCGUUCAUCACAAUUAACUUUAAAGAGCUCUUUCUGAACGUCCCUCGAUUACGUGAAUUAAAUCUCCAACAAACCGGUCUAUAUCGAGUGCCAUCGUUGGUUCUGCCCCAGCUUGUCUCCCUGGACAUUAGCCACAAUCACGUUCAGGAAAUCGAUUCACUCGAAGAACUUUACUACCUCCGAGAAUUCUACGCCGACAACAACAAAAUCAACAACAUCACCAACCUGCUCCGAAACCUGCCCCAAGCCCUCCGUGUCCUUGACAUCUCCCGAAAUCCCAUCCGUAAAAUAUCCUUCCACGAUUUUGGUCUAACGCGCCGCCUGGAAGAACUCUACAUCGAAGACAUCAAAAUCGCCAACCCGGACAUCUUCAUCAAACUGCACAGCCUGAAAAAACUACGCAUCAAUUCACAGCACAACUUCUCCGAGCUCGUCUCGAAGCUGCGUGGCCUCCAGGAGCUGUACGUGAACGUUUUCGAAGAACACAUCGGUGAUGAUAUGUUCACCGCAAAGAUGCACACCAUCACCAAGCUGAACCUGCUGGAAAUUACCGGCCGCCGGCUGGUUUCCAUCCACCACAAGGCCUUCGUCGGAUUAGCCCGGAAUCACGAUCUGAAGCUGCGGAUACGAAACACCCUGGUGAACGAUCUGCCGCCGGGGAUUUUCUACGCGCUCAAGUACAUUCCCAAGCUGAGCAUAGACCUGUCGGAUAAUAUGCUGGUGGCGCUGGCGCCCGAUAGCUUCUAUCCGAAUGCCAGUUCCUGGGAUGCGGUAGGAACCCGGAGUGUAACGGGGGGGAUGGACAUCUCCAACAAUCCGCUGCAGUGCGACUGCGGGCUGGUGUGGCUCGGCCACUGGCUGAGGCGGUGGCUACGGGAGACGGCACAGGUCAACCUGAUACCGAAGGACGAAAUGAAGCAGAUGAUGCGGCGGGCGAAGCGAAGUACCUGCACUGAUCCGCUGACCGGUCGGCGGUUACCGUUCCUGGAGAUAUUUCCCGAGGAUUUGCUGUGCCACGCGAGUGCCCUCAGCAGUUUGGCACUCAAGCUGCGGUUCCGGUUUAUGCUCAUCUGUCUGAACGUGCUACUGAUAGCCGUACAUAAAUCAAGGAUUUUGAUAUUUUAAUGCCGACCGGAUGCGGUUCGCCUGCACAGACCCUGACCGGCAAAACGGCGGAAGAACAAUAACGAACUAACAACCGCACCGGAAGGAGACUCUGUUGCCACAACCGUUGAUUAUUUUUAUGUUUUCCAUACGGGCGGGAGCGGUACCGGUUUAGGUAAGGUUGAUUUCCCUUGCUCAUAGUAAAUCGAGAGGCUGCCGCGGUACGAUACGACAGCUAAUGGCCGAGAGGUAAGACGAUUAGUUUGUAAGCGAAAUGUCUUUUUCUAACAUCUGUAGGAUUGGGAACUCGUUGUAUAUAAUAGUUAAAUUUUUUUUAUAAGUACAAGGUCCAAAUUAGUGUUAACUCUGGAGGUGCGCUGAAACACGACCACCAAUCGGUUGAUUGCGAUCGCUGUAAGAAGAUGGCAAAGCUGUCGAAUGAGAGAUGUUUAAGCAGAAAAGUUAGCGCAAAAUUGUAUUAAAGCCAAUGCAUGUGAGUUACAAGCGAUUUGUUUCCCAUGAAGAAGAAAAAAGCUCCUCAAAUGUGAUAAACGAAGAUUUGCCAUAAAAACACAAAUGGAAAAACAAAAAAAUUAAGAAAAACAAUCAAUAAAACCGUAACCCGUAGUAAACAAAGUUAGCGUUCGACCCGAUAAAAAAAAUCGUAUGAUGUAAAUUAAUUAAGAGGUUAUUUUUUUGGCAUCUGUUUUCCAUUCGAGCUUCAUACUGCGAAGAAAAAGUUUUACCCCGGAUGCUUCCAAGAAAUACGAAAAAAAUAAAACCCAUGUUAAGGAUGUGAAAAUACUCAUUCUACCACCCACCAGUGAAAAAAAAGCUCCCGGAUGGAACGAAUAACUGCAGUUUGGCCAACAAAGAUGAUGAUUAAUCACGGAUAGAAUGUUUUUAUUCACUAUAAAAACAUUAAUUUAAAAACUUUUGAACUGGUUUAUUCGUAAAAAUAGAAAGAAGCUGCAUAAAAAUAGAAAGUUGUAUCGUAAAACAAUUUUGACAUUUAUGAAGAGCUUCACUUCUACCCCUUUUAACAAUUAAUGGAACUGUCCAAGAGCUUCUACCACGAAUAUAUUAAUGUCUUAUAGAUAAAAAUUCCCCUGGGAUGACCUGUGUCCAUGGCCUCCCAGAUUGAGACGGCUACUUUUGGAAUAUAGUUCUCUAUAACUGCCCGAUAUUAAUAUUUGAAAUUUAUGUUCAUAACUAAAUAUUUUUUAUUUAGAUUAAAGUAAGGGGAACAACACAUGAAUCAAUUAACGAAGCAUGAUUUUUCACGGUAUAUUCAGCCGAAGCACGCUCAGAGAUUUACACCAAUUAGCGGAAACAGUUUAUCAUAAGGUCAUAACGAUCCACACUGAAACUCGAAUGAAAAUGUAUCAUUCAAUAGGUGAUAUUUUUAAAUCCGCUCAAUGUUCCGUGCUGCAAAAAAGGAAAACGGCAACAGAAUCACAAUGUAUGAAUUCUGAACAGAAAGUCCGCUAUAGAAAAAGUAACAAGCAAAACAAUAAACCGUUAUUGAUUGCUAGUUUUGUGAAACGAGUUAUUAAACCAGUCAGUUGCCUGUGCUUCCUAUCUAUUUUUUUAUCAAGCGACAAUUUAUAUGAAACUAAAUUGAAACGUGGUAAAGUGUAACGCCAUAUUGAAACUGCAGUGAUUAAAAAAAUCUUUCCACAACCUUUGGUACUUUGUUCAAAUUUGUGUUCAAUUUAAAAAAAACUUUCGAAAUAUUUAAAUCGGUGGAAAUUACUGCAAAAAAAUCUAUAAAAAUAGUAAAUUAAAUCUUCGAAAAUUCAGAGAAAUAAUUCAUUUUUGCAAAACUCGACCACGAUUAUAUUCCAAUUGAAGCAAUUCUAUAGAAUUACUUCAGAGGCGUAACUAUAAAUUAGGUUUGGUUGGGGUUUAGAUGAAAAUCGUUGUGUUUUCGAUAAUGCUUGAAUUUAAUGUAAGUUUGAUAAAUUUUUGAAGGUUCAGAAACGAAAGUAGUCAAACAGAUGCCAUUCCAGUCUAUAAGGAAGAAGAAUCAAUACGGAACAGCUUCCAAAUCCCUAGAGAUUAUUUUCUUUAAUAAUAUGUUGAUGAAGUCAAAGAAUAUGUACUUUUAAUGUUUUCUAACGGCCAAAAUCACAUAAAUUCGAAUUAAUCAUAUUAGUAACUUAGUAGAAGUUUUCCAACCAAAAAGGGUAUCUUUUAAUAAAAUAAUUUUACUGAAAUAAAUUAUGGAGAAUUAGCUCUUCAAAACAAGUAAGAGACUUGGUGUCUUUAGCAAAGUUAUUAAUAAUAUCAUUGCAAACAAAUUUUGUUGAAAAUAUGAAGUUUAUUGACAUAUAAAAGGGUAUUUAGGAAAUCUCCUUAAAGUCAAACUUCAUCAAUAUAACUUUUUAUUUUAAGCUUCAGAGAUCUUAAAUAGAUUGGGAAUUUUAUUGUUUAUAAACAGCAGAAAAGUUAUCAAAUAGGGUAAUUUCGGAAGAGAUGCAGCACAUUUUAAAAAUUCAAUCCUGCAUCAAAGUAAACCAUGAAAUAUAUAAUGAAAUCAUUUUUAUCAAUUGCGACAAAUAUCUAAAGUAGGGGAAGGAGGAUAACAGUGGAACUUUGAAAACAAUACGUUACCCUCUUUCCCCUACACUGAAAUUGUUCACGUCAUGAUAAAAAAAUUUACUAAAUAUUUACGAACUACAAAAAAGGUCAUUUCGGGUGAUACGCCGCACAUGGUGCCAAACUGAAAAAUGGUGAAUAAAAGUAUUUUUUAGCUUUCGCUGAUAUUUUUGUGACUGGUUGUCUUCAGCAAAGUUUCAUGAACCUCGGUCUAUUACCCGACGAUGGACCUAGCUUACUUACGGAGAAUUCCACGGUGAGAGAAGAUCUUAUGAAACCGAGUUAACCAGCCAGGUUCCGAGGUCGGUCCGGUGAUUUCGUUGGAUUGUCGCAGAUGCUCCGACGACCCGCAAACUGGUGGUGUCUCAUCGUGAUCUACUUAGUCUAGUUCCCGACAGUGAAUCUUGCUUACGCUGACGGGGAGUUCCCUGGCGGAAGAAGUUCUUCCGACACCGAAGAAUCUUCUGUUUUCGCUAUAUUUUUCUCUGGUCUACCUGUAGAGUGCCGUGGUUAGUCCGACGAUUGCGAGUGGAGCGUGGUGUCCGGUUCGCUGACGCCCCAAAGACCCAUACCCCGUGCUCUGGCACGGUAUACUGGACUAAUCCUCAGCGGUAGAUCUAACCUACUCUGGCGAAAGUUUCCCGAAACCGUUGCUCGCUGUUCAUCACGCCAUUUCCGCUGUAGGGCAGUCAUGAUCACUCUGUUGACCGCGUUCUACGUGAUUGCAUCGCUUAUCAUUUUGUGAACAACAGUAUCCGGGUUGAUAUCCGGCCUUCCCGUUUCAAGCGUCUCUCUGCGUAUCGCUUCGAUCCUCGGGCAUUCGCAGACCACCUGCUCCGGUGUCUUCUCGAUGUUCUCACAUAUCAGGCCCAAGAGUAUCGUUGCGUACCCUAACUGAUGAAGAUUCUUCCUAAUUCAACUGUGGUACGACAAAAGCUGUGUUAGGUGAAAGUUCACCUCUACAUGCUUUCAAUUAAAACACGUUAAUAGGUUUAGGAUGAGCUGAUCGGUCCACUUUUCUUUUUCCGUAUUGCCCUAUUCCUUCAGCAACUUCCCCUUCAAAUCGACUCUCACCAUCUUCCUCACGUUUUUGGUGUUCUCAUAUUGUACCACUCGAUAUCCUCCGCCAGGGUGAUGCAGAUGGGGAUCAUCCCGGUGAUAAUGCAUACUGUCUCCGAAGAUGUUGUUUCGUACGCGCUCGCGACUUGUGCGACCAUCAGCCGGAACGUCAUGUACCGCUUGUCGCUCAAGGGCUUGGUUUUAUGAGCUGCCCACCCUGAACCCUAUAUCGCAGUAUCGAUAACGAAACACUAGCUAACAGACGUCUAGUGCUGCUUCUCGAACUGCCGAACGUUUGACAUGAACCUCGCUAUCCCGCUCUUUGCCUUCGCCGACCUUUCGCAGGCGUAGUCUACGUGGUUGUUGUAGCUCAACCGGUCGUCGAUUAGUUUUCCGAGUAUUCUGAGUGUAUUCAGCAGACAUAUAGGCCUGUGCGAGGCGAGAUCGCUCGGUGGCUGCCCUGGCUUUAGCAGCAUCACCAGCUUUCGUACCGUCCACUUUUCGGAGAAGUUGUCAUCAUCCAAACAUUUCUGCGGCACCGUCCUGGUCAUGUCAGGAUAUACAAGGAUCACAGCUUUCAGUGCCACGUUUCGUAUUCCAUCCGCACCAAGGGCUGGACGCCGUCUACUGCGUGGCUUCAGUGGUGGCGUUACAAGUCAUUACAAUUCUUCUUGGUAGAUCAGCCGCAUUAACAUUCUCGGUCUCUCUGUCCGGCCGAAGAACCUCAACGAAGAAGAGUUCCACUUUCGUUUGCUUGUCUUCCUUCUCCUUGCUGCAGUAGGGUUCCUUGACCGACGUGGUAGCGAAUCGCCUGGUGGACUUUCCAGUCCAUGUUAAUCGUCAGUAAAGGACUCCAGAAAGCGACGUCGAUGAUUGACUCCCUCCCGUUUCUCCAAAAUGUGCUGCAUUCGUACGUUUGUAAGUCUAACUUCAAUGGAGCUUACUGCAGGAUACAUCCUCUUGUGUUCGUUACUUUACUGCCCACUUCACAUCCUAGGUUUUGACAUCUCCACCACCAGUGACGGCUUUCGGCCGAUUAACUGCUCUGUUAACUGUUAACCUUGUAGGUGCGUAACAGCUGCGCUCGAAGACGCCGUUGAUUUUGACGACCACGAAGCCUUUUCCUCACGAGUUUUCUGUAGUUAUCCAUGAAAUGGCUCGACUUUUCAUCCAUUUAGUUCCCGUCAUUCCUCUUGUUUUCCGUCAUUAUCUCCAUCUAUUACAUUAUAUCGAUGCUCUGCGUACUUGAGCCAUUUUGCCUCGAACUCCAAUUGGAUAUUACCCAGCGGUAGUUUUGGUUUCUCUGAGCCGUUUAGCUUCCAUUUUCACGAGCUAUUUAGCUUUCGUCUCAGUGUACCAUUUAGCUUCGGUUUCCGUUAGCCCUUCAGAUCCCAGCUAUGUCGCGAUCUACUCAAAUAGUCCCCGGCGGUAAUCUAACCUUAAUCCGACUGAGAGUUCCACGGCAGCCGAAUUUCUCCGGAAACUGAUUCCCGCCUACUUGAGCCAUUGAGCUCCCAGGCGUUUAAACUACCCUACUCCGUAUCUCGGCAGCGAUCUAUCUAAAGGUGAUUUUAAACUGAUUUAGCAAAUGCUGCCCGAUACACACAACAGUGACCACUUCCCAAUUGCCAUAUCUGCCCCAAAAAAUUCCACAUCCCACAAACUAGAAAGAAGAUUGUUACCAUGGAGGAGCCUAGAAGUAAAAACAGCAGUAAAGUAGCGACGGAAAAGUUUGCGAGCCCUAAGACGAACGACCGAAUCCUAUCCAAGAAGACCGAGAGCACAAAAAAAGUUUUCGGAUAGCCCGGAAGGAGGCGAAAGAGACGAUCCAAAAAAACAAAGGAGCAGUCGUGGGAAAAACUCGUCAAUACCAUGUAUCCGACAAGUACGACCGGGGCAAUGUGGUACAGCGUAUCAUGGCAUACGGCAGAUCGAAAAUACUGUCAUCAAAACAGUUAGCGGGUAUACAAAUGAUCACGAAUAAAUUGGGAAGAUAUUAGCAGAACAUUAGUGUGAGAGAUCAGCGAUCAGCAACUACCCUCCGCCUUUUCAAAAAGUGAAGGAUAAGACUAAACGUAACCGUUUGAAAACCCCGCCCAAUGCUAAUGACACCUACAACACGGAUUUCGCCCUUGCUGAACUUCUGUGAGCACUUGGCAGAGGACGUUGUACAUAAACAGGGCCAGAUCACACAGGAUAUCGAAUACUCCAACGACUUUCAAUAUCCGCGAAAACACCUCUUUUAAGUAUACUGAGCAACGCUCGAUCCAGCGAAGUUUUUCCACGUAGUUGGCGAAAUGGAAUUAUAGUGCCAAUACCAAAGCCACACACAAGGCCCAACCACAUUUCGUCAAAUAGCUCGAACGAAUGGUCAAUAUACGACUGGCGACAGAACUGGAAAAUAAGAAGAGUCUGGAUAACAGACAACACGCUUUUCGGUCCGGUCACGGAACAGAAACCUAUCUAGCGGAACUUGAUGGGCCAUUUCCAAAUGACGGCGAAUACUGCUUGAACGCAUCUCUGGGUCAGAGAGCACAACAGUGACGAUAUGGCUUCGAGAGGACAUACACUGCAAAUGAUCGCAAAUCAAUCCCCUAAAGAUAGAAAAUCCAAUAGAAAGAGGACAAAUAUGCAAUCAUCGGUAGUAUAUCCUCUAAUUUGCUGAAGAUAAGGGGUGUACCCCAUGAGGCAUAAAUACGUAAGGCAUACCAUACGUACGUCAGGCAUAAUGUAUAAUGGACGGUUGGCAUAAUGGACGUUAGGCAUAAAUAAUCAUGUUGAAGUAUGGCAUUGUUUGCGCCUACUUCUAAUCUACCGUCGUCAGAAUAAUAGGGUAUCUCUGUACAUAUAGCAUAUGUGCAAUUGGCAGCGUUGCCAACAUUUUUUCAAAAAAACUGGAACCUUUCUUGAAAAAAACUGGAAAAGACUGGAUGCUCGAAAAAAACCUACUUUACCCUUGUAAUGUUAAAGUCAACGAUUCCAUGAAAGUAAUUUUAAGUAAACACGUAUGUUCCAUACUUUUUACUGAAAAUUUGAGUCGGUUUGUUGAUAUUGCUGUUCAGAUUUUAAAAAAUAUUAAAGCAUUCGAAUAUGACUGUAAUUGUAAUAAUUACAGUCCAAUUUUACUACUUUGAAGGAUUGAAUCUACACAUCCACAAAAUCCUAAAUUUAAGACCAUUUGCUAAACUUGAGGAUGUGCUUAAACCUUUUUUACGAUAUCACUAUAGCAACUAGCCGUGAAUUCAACAAAUGUUCAUCAAAAUAUUUGACACACUGUUCUGCCACCUUUAUGCCUGAGUAAAAUUCAUUUGAAAUCGAAUCAAAACGUACAUUCCCGAACCGUUUUACUCAUGGUAUAAAAAGAGUUCAUGUUGUGAUAGAUUAAAAUCUUUUUCUGAGGCGCUCGGCAUCAUCCCAUCACUUGCUUGAAAAUUCUAUGAAUCAAAUUACAAUUUUGAGAAAAAAAAAACUAAAUAAAUGAAUAUUUAUUAAAAAACUGGAAAAACUGGCUCAAAUUUCAAAAAACCGGAAGAUUUUUCCGAUUGCCUGUUUGACUGGAUGUUGUAAAAAAACUGGGAGAAUCCAGUAUAAACUGGAAGGUUGACAUCGCUGGCAAUCGGCAUACCAUUUAGAUUAGAUUCAUUUCAUGUAGUGGUAGUGAGGACCAUUUACGCUUCAGUAAUGCCAAGUCAGGAUAUCUUUCUGGUUAGAAAAGGUGUGUUCAUCUAAAAAUACACUAAGACUAUAAAUAGGCAGCUCGCUUCAGAUCAAGAGCGGGAGUACGUUUUUACUUUACUAUGUGAAUACAAUUUAGUUCGCUCGGUAUUACGUUUCCGUUAGUCCGUCUAUACACUAGGGUGGGACAAAAAAUGGAAUCCAGCUCCGAGCAACUUUUCAGGUACCAUUUGGGUCCUACAACAACUGUGCAAAUUCUUAGCUCGAUCGUUGAAACUAUAUUUUUGCGCCCACUGUUUAAAGUUUACAUGGGAUUUUGUAUGGAAAAACUAACUUUCACAAAAUAAUUCCUCCGGAAGUCGCCCAUUGCUUCCUAAAAAUAAAUCGUUAUGUGGCUUUUAUGGGAAAUUUAACAAAGAAACAAAGUCUCGAAAACCACGAAACGAUCUGACGCUUGAGAAAAAAGUUAUUAAGCAGAAACCGAUUGAUGCUCUGACGAUUGAUAAAAUAUUCGUUUUUUCUAGAACCACUGCUGUUGGCUGUCCAAUUAUAUGCAAUUUUGUUUUGAUCUUCUCUUAAUGUGUUUAAAUCAUUUAUCUAUGCUGUUUGGCCACUUCGCAAGGGUUUUGGGGGAUAAAUUGAGGUUUCUUUUGAACAUAAUAAGAGAAAGUUAAAAAUUUUGUAUAUUAUUCGACCGUCAGCAGCAGUGAUGCUAUGAAAUGUGAAAUUUUCAUAAAUCUUCAGGGCAUCAAUCGGUUUUUGCUUAAAAACUUUUUCCACAAGCAUCAGAUCGUUUCGUGGUCUUCUAGACUUGGUUUUCUUGACAAAUUUCCUAUAAAAAUCAGUCAUCUAUUUAUUUUUAGGAGAUAACGGGCGAAUCUUGAAAGAAUUAUUUUGCAAAAGUAGAUUUCCCCAUACGAAAUCCCAUGUAAACUUCAAACCAUGGGCGCAAAAGUAUAGUUUCACCGACCGAACUAAAAAUUUGCAUCUCUGCAAUAAUGAAAUCCUUACGAUUACUUUUAUAUUUUUGUGAAUUAUGCCAAUCGUCAAUUAUGCCUAAUCUCCAUUAUGCCUAACGUACUAAUACCUAACUUAUUUUUGCCAAACGUCGCGCACCCGAAGAUAAGCGUUGCCCUUGAUUGUGUAGUGUUCGUCCGUGGUCUGCCACUGGGAUAUACUUUGAAGACGUGUAGUCCCUGUAAGUCGGAUUCGCAAUCAUUCAGCGGGUGUUCCUGUGCACAUUCUGAACAACAUAUCGGUUUUUUGCAUGUUGCUGCCUUAUAUUCGGAGCAUUGGUAACAACGCAUUACAUCGACUACUUCAAAGAUUCGACAGCGGUCCCAGCCAACAUUGACCCGCUGCACUUUCAUUAAGCAAUUGAACGGCAAAGGGUUUAAUUCAAUGAAUGCUUUAGUUAGAAGAUUUUUACACACGGAUGACUUUAAAUUCAGCUGUCUCUGGUAAAUUGCUUUGUAGCUUCAUUUUUUUGCACUAUCUCACUUUCAGCAAUUUCAUCGCAAAUUCCGACAAUCUUGAUUCCCGGGUUCGAGGGAUUAAGCUUUUCGAUUUCGUAUUAUCCAGGAAAUAUGGCUGCAGCAUCGUGAGACAUUUUCAGUGCAUGCUAAAUAAAUUCGCAUCGAACGGCACCUUCUUUUCUUCUUGCGGGACAUCACGCUAGACAAGUGGUUUGCUCUGGAACACAAAGUGUGUCUCCGUUUUUUGGAGCUAGCAUCAAUCCGGCGCUAGUUUAGUCCGUUAACUAAGUUAUUGUCGGAUUCUGAUGAGACGAAGUCGAUACGCAAAUUCCACCACGGUGUCUCUGGUAGAACAAUAUUUAUACAAAAAAAUCAGUAUCGUUGAAAUACCAACUAAUUAAAAGCUUAGAUACUCCUCUUUCAUCUGAGACUAAAUUUGAAAUGUUCUAUCGGGGGGUCUAGAACAAUAUUUUUUAUCGACAUUUUGAUGAUUAUUUUUGAAGACUGCAUUUCAACCAAUAGCUCUCAGAAGAUAUCUCACUUUUAGGAAGAUGAAUCUUUGGACAUUCAGUAUCAGAAAGAGGGACUUGUUAUGUUAAUAAAUACCUCCGAAGACACCAAUGUCCGAUAUUUAGCCAAUGUUGUGUUAAUUCAUAUUUUAAAUUUGAAUAAUAUUUUGACUCGGUAUAUUUUUUGUCUAUGGUAGAAAAAUAUUACCAAAUACAAAUCAAUGUCACUGAUGUACUCAAUAUUUGGAAACUUGCUUCUCUUUAAAGGAGACAAGUUUUGAAUUGUUCUUCCUAAGGGUCUAGAACUUUUUUAUUUCAGAAAAAUGAAUAUCUAUUUUUAUAGAACAGAUACUACUACUCAUUUGUACGUCGAUCUAGGAAACUCACUUUUUUUAACCUUUAUGAAUAACUGGCAUCAGAAAAUAAUUUUUAGUUUAUGAUGUAUUUGUAUUGUGUUCGUUGAAUUCAAUUUCAUAGUGAUGUGUAUGUACCUAUUGUUUAAUAUUUAAAUUUAGAGAACUUUUUUCCAAACGAACAUCCCUUUGUUUGAGAAGUCAUUUUUAUGUAGAUCGACUUCAAUGAUUACAGUGUUUGUUAGUACAUAUGUUAUAAAACAUUGGCAUAAUAUCUGCUUCCUACUUCCUAAUAUUUGCUUCCCACUUCAAUGGAAAGUGUGAUAAAACUAUGUUUGUGAAUUAACCUUCCGAAAUAGGUGGAAAUUUUGUAUACUUUCUCUUUGAAUUUGCGGUCAAUGCACUAAAAUAUUAAUAUAUUUUACCAGACUUUCCAUGAGCAUCGACAAGUUUGUACCUGUGUACAAAACGAUGUACAAACUCUAGUUGAAACAUCCGUGUACGUACACGAGAACGAUUCGCACACGGCAAAAAAGUCAACACUAGUGAUGAUGAGAGUGAGAAAGAGAAAACUGGUGACACGAACCUAUGUGUAUGCACACCGUUUUCCUGCUGUAUACAAAACAAAACAUGAAAUAAUUUUACGGAAAAUAUAAUUUUCUACUACUGAUUUUAUGUGUUUCUAAAGGAAGAGUCUUUCGAUCGUGUUUAAAUUCGUAAUUUUCAACGAAGCUAAAAACGAAAACAAAUUUAAUUGAGAUAAAAUUGUUCAAAGAAUCCAUAGAACAGUAAUUGAAUUUUAAAUGAACAAUAAUUUACAUAGGAACUCCGAGCAAAACUAUAUUUCGAUGAAAAAUAAAUUGAAAGAUUGUUUUACGAAUUUCAAGAUACCUAAUUACCAACGCGAAACUGACUAAAUGAUAUCUUCGAAGGGUUUCUUAACAUAACAAGUCCGUUCCUCUGACGGUGUGUGCUCAUUGAUUAAACCUCCCAAAAGGGAUCAGAUAUCUGAUUUCAGCUACAAAUUAAAAAAAAUUACCCUGAAAAUUUAUCUUCAAAAUGUUUAAAAAAAAAUGUUCUAGACCCCCCGAUAGAACAUUUCAAAGUUAUGCUCAGAUGAAAGAGGAGCAUCUAAGCUUUCGAUUAGUGAGUAGUUUAGCGAUACUGAUUUUUUGUCUAAAUAUUUUCUACCAGAGACACCGUGUCCACAACUAAUUAAAUUCUCCAAUGUCCCAGCAAUCAAUUUGCUUAGCAUCGAUGUCCGCCGAUUCCCUUUUCUCGCGAAUGUCUUUCUUUGUGAUCUCCACCCACUGAAAAGAGACUUGAACUACACGGCUUGCUCCAGUGUCAGGACAGCGUUAUUUUUUUAACCUUCUUUCGGUGUUGGGGUCAAUAUGACCCAAAAUGAACUUUUUAAAUGCGACUACUUUUUAUGUUUUGCUCCUAGAAGUUUGAAAUUGGUUGACUUUUCCUCUUUCAUAAAGAGCAACGAUUUUCAAAAGAAAGUCAAGAUUUUCGAACAUUCCUGAAGGGCAGUACAAAAUAAAGUGUUAGCGGGUCAUAUCGACCCCGACUCCGAACUCAGUUUUAAGACACAUUUUUAGUCUAAUCUAUACGAACUUGUACCCAAAUUGUUUGUUAGUUUCAAUUUUCAGUUUCUGAUAAAUAUUACGGUGUUCGACCAGGUUGGCCAGUGGGAUAAUAAGAAUGUAAAUAUCAGUUUUGUACAUGAUUCAACUGAUCUUAGAUAUUGCGCAAUACGCUUCCAAUGCCGAUUUCAGCGAUACAAUAAUAUUUCUCAAAAUACUGAACAAGCGACAUGGCUGUCAAUAAAUGAAAUUGGUCCCAAAGUUGCAAGCUUAUAUAAAAUCUCAUCUAAAAUGAUAUGGAUACUCUGAUUCAAAUACUGAACUUGGAUUGUACGUGAAAAUCAUACGGAAAAUCCGGAACAUUCGUAAAAUUGGCUAACUCAUGAAUCUAUUUCUACAAUUCUGCAGUGUUCCGAGUGAAAUAUUUACCCUAUUGAUCGCGUAAUGACCAUCUGGAAAAUCUGGAACGUUCGAUAAACUGAUCAAUUCAUAAAGCUGGCAUUAGAACCAUGUGAUUUUAGUGUUUCUUCAAUUCUCAGCGGAACGAGUUCGUACUUAUUACCUGCACAUGUUUUUUGGCUACAUGAUGACCUUCUGGAAGUCUUGUCCUAGAGCUAUAAGAUUUUUUCGAAAAUAUUAUUGGGAGUCAUUCGUAUAAAUUCGUACUCUAUUGGUAACGUAGUGGAAGAACUGGCUCUGAAAGUCUGUGGUGUUCUCGAAAGUUUUAUUUAGAAUUAUUAUUGCAAAAUAAACGUAUUUGUGAGCUUGCCAAUUCUACACCGGAUCAUUCGAAAGGUCUAUGGGUCAUAAGUACGAAUUUAUGCGAAUAAUAAUAUACCCUUAUAUGUUUUCGAAAAUAUCUCAGAGCUCUAGAACAAGGUUUAUUAAUUGACCAGCAGCACAGAUGUUCCAGAUCUUCCGGAAUGUCAUUAUCUGGCCAAUAGGGUAAAUUUUCCAGUCAUGACUACGAAUUUAUGCCAAUGCAUCAAUUUUUUUCGAAAAAAACUUCAGAGAUCUAGAGCUAGAUUCAUGAAUUGACCUAUUAUACGGAUGUUCCAGAUCUUCCGGAUGAUUUUUACGUACAAUCCAGGGUCACAGUGAUAAUAUCACUUUAGAUGGGAUUUUAUAUAAACUUUCAAGUACCUAUAACUUUUUUAAACGACUGGGGGUGUUUUAUGUUUGGUUAUUGGCUUUCUCAGUAUAUAUGUAUCAAACGACUUAAUUUCGGUCGUUUUUGGCGACCUUUUUCAAGGAAAACUACAAUAAAACUAUAUUUGGUUACUUGUUUUACAGUGUUGAAUGUGAACUCACUUAUCUGUCUGUCGCUAUUUUCAUGUAUAUUUUUUCCCGCGUUGCACAGAGGAGUAACUAGAACAAUAUCUUGGCCAAUAAUCAAAAAAAAUAUUUUUUUUCGAUUUUUUAUUUAGUUAUAUUUUUUUAGAUACCUAAAAGCAUACUGCAUAUUGUGGCAAAAUAAAGAGUAUGCCAAAAAUUGCGAAAGAAUUUUUGCAUGGAUGCAAAAUGGUGAUAUUUUAAGGGUUUUUAAUCAUUUUUUAUUAUAUAUCCAGCAAAAUCGUUUUCAAAUGAUGAUGACUGUAUUAAAUAAGACAAUAUUUUAACAAACGUAAUUGAACGCAACUAUUUGAAUAACCUCCGCUUAUAGUAGUGUUGCUGUUUAUUGGACCAGCUUUAAAAACACCUUUUUAAACAAGUUAUUCCAAAUUUGAAUGAUAAAAAAGUUACAUUAUACGGCAAGAUCCGGCAAAGUUGGUGAAACAACAUUACAAAACAAGAUUCCGGCUAUUCAAAAAACAUUCAAUCUCUUCCGAUCUUUUCCGAUCCACAAAUUCCAAGCGAUUUGAAAAUAUUGAUAUUUUUACAAAUUUGAGGUACGCCAAAAUGCUAUAGGGUCAAAUACUAUGUUUGGCAAAAUGAAUCUUUAUGAAAAUGUGCACAGGUAUCCCUUUUCUUCUUCCUUUUCCACUGACCAACUGUUUAUGCAGCGGGAAAAAUAAAUGUAUUCACAAAGAUCACCUCGAAAAUACUAGUAUUCGGAAGGAUCUGGAAAAUUAACCCCUGCACUGGUAAGUGGAUAGAUGCGAAAAACCAUUUAUUUUCUAUUUGUAGUUCAUAUUAAGGCAUAAUAACAGCAAUAGCCGCAAUAAACAGUUUUGGCCAGGAUUCGACCCCAGUUACUCCUCUGUGCGUUGGGACGUUUGGUUGGUAUUUUUCAUAGGCUAAUACAUUUUAAAAUUUAGAAAAGGAAAUGGGUGGAAAUAUAAUAUAGAAAUAAACAUACUGUGCUGUGGAGUUUUUAUCGGCACAAGAUUUUUCACGGGUACACUUUUGGUUCUUACUUAACGAUCCCUUUGAAAAAACUACAGUGAGAUGAUGAGCGCAAAGUGUGAAAAGGGGAUUUUCAGAAUAGGUAAGCUUUAGUUGAACUGUGAGUUAGUGGUGUGAGUCUGAAUUUGGGGAGCUUUGGAGUUUUUGAUAGUGUGUAGAAUGCCUGCGUAAGUGGCAUUGAGACCAUCUACAUCUGUUCGGUGAUUUACCGUGUUGGGUGUGUUAACUAUAUGAAACAUCUCCAGUACUGGUAAUGUUGAUGAGCGAUAGGUUCUGUCGAUAAUUUUGGUUGCGGUCAAGUCAAAAUCGUGUUGGAUGCUGUGAAGAAUGAGAGCUGUUUUCUCUCCAAGUUCGAUCAUUUCGACAUCUGUCUUGGUUUCUCCUGCUUCGAUCAAUUUAUUAUAUUUUGUGAUAUUGGUCCAGUGUCCGCUAAGUCUUGUUUUUAGUUGAUUUUUCGUCAUACCUAUAUAUGUCAUCUCACACACACCACAUGGGAUGCUGUAAAUAACAUUGCAACAUAGUGAGGGAUCAACGGGAUCAUUAAUGUUGUUUAGCAACAUUGAAGUUGUUUUGAUUGUUUUUGGGGCAAUUUUGACGUUAGGAUAGUCUGUGUUUAGGCUUCGAACGAGUGUGUUGGUCUUCGUCUGUUUUGGCUGUUUGUUUUUUAUCCAGUGAGCUCUGGGAUGGUGAUUAUGGGACGGUUUUAUGGCUGUUUUGACUACAUCGGUGAAUUUGGCUAAGCAAUCUGUUGAUAAGUGAUGUUGGAUAGUCGUUCUGGCGGAGAUGCUGCAAAAUGAUAUGUUUCUGUUCGGCAAACGAUUGGUUGGUAGUGAGGGAUGUCAUUCGUCUUAUGAAGUUGGAGGCGACGUUGAUUUUCAUGUGCGUCGGGUGGAAGGAAAAAUAGUUUGAUAAUCGACCAGAUGCGAUGGAUUUUGAAUACCAUUGUGUGUUUAACGAUUGAUCUGAAUUGCGAAUCACUGUUGUGUCUAGGAAUGGGAGCUGAUUUCUUUGCUCUUCCUCUUUUACAAACUGAAUGUGUGGGUUGUAGCCAUUGAAGAUUUCUAGGGUCUCAUCUAUCUUGUCCUUCGGAAGGGCUAAUAGCAGAUCAUCAACGUAUUUUCGUAGGACAAGAAUUUCGAAAGGAAGCUCGCGUGUGACUGUUUUUAGCAAAUUUUCCAUGACGAUGUCUGCUAGGAUGGGCGAAAGUGGGCUGCCCAUGACGGUGCCGAAGAUUUGUUUAUAGAAUUUUCCUCGAAAGCAGAAAUAAACGUUGUUGAGGCAAAAUUCACGACGGCACAAGUUGAUCCCUCGAUUAUCGACCGAUAUUCAGACCUGGGUAAGCUACUACGAGUAGUUAGUUACUGUUUUCGGUUUUGUAAUAACGCUCGACGUCCGAAAGCAGAUCGCAUUGAGGGCCCUCUACAGCCCCCUGAGGUGGAUCAUUCGCUAAAAUCACUUAUUCGUUUAGUACAAGGAACGAAGUUCCCAGAAGAAAUCCGUCAUUUAUCCACUAAUAAACAACGGUGUUUUGCGAGCAAGGAUAAAAAACUACAAUCAUCAUUCAAGACCCUCAAUCCGUUCUUGGAUGAAAUCGGUCUGUUACGGCUCGGAGGUCGCUUAGUCAAGCUGUCGGCCUCUUUUGACACAAGGGCACCCAUCUUGCUUCCAGCCAAACAUCAUUUUUCUUGGUUGAUUGCACGUUCGCUCCACCUCAGAACUCUGCAUGGAGGACCUACUCUAUUACUUGCAACUAUACGACAGAGAUUCUGGCCAUUACGCGGACGGGAUCUAGUUCGCAAAGUUGUUCGCCAAUGUGUGACUUGUUUCCGCUGCACCCCGAAACCAACGGAACAAUUCAUGGCACCUCUACCAUCGGUGCGAAUCACGCCUGCACGAGUGUUUUCUAAUAGUGGUAUGGACUACUGUGGGCCGUUCGGUGUUCGUCCGUUAAUUGGGAGAGGAGCAAACGUUAAGAUUUACGUCGCCGUGUUCGUCUGUAUGGUGGUGAAGGCAGUACACCUCGAAGUCGUGACCGAUCUGACGUCCGUCGCGUGCAUCAAUGCGGUGAAACGGUUCAUCGCACGUCGCGGUCGCGUUGUAAACUUGUUCUGCGACAAUGCAACCGCCUUUGUCGGUGCGGAUCGCGAACUAAAGCAGCUACGCCAGCAAUAUCUUCAACAAUUCUCCACUGAAAGGUGGAACGGCUACUGCCUGGAAAAUGGGAUAACAUUUCGCUUCAUCCCUCCUCGCUCUCCCCAUCACGGUGGCUUAUGGGAAGCAGGAGUAAAAUCCUUCAAGUUCCACCUUCGCAGAAUUCUUGGAAGCCGAUGUUUUACUCUAGAAGAUUUGACCACAACCGUGGCUCAGAUUGAAAGCAUACUAAAUUCUCGUCCUCUCCCACCAUUGUCUAGCCAUCCACAAGAUCUAGGAAGUUUAACUCCCGGCCACUUCCUGGUGGGAGAGCUACUCUAUUCCAUUCCAGAGCCCGACUAUACUGAGCAUCCCGUUGAUCGGCUCACUCGUUACCAAGAGAUGAAACGUAGUAUCCAGGACUUCUGGAAGCGCUGGACAAGGGAAUACGUCAGCGAACUCCAUCAACGCUCCAAGUGGCAACGUGUACGCGAAGAGAUGAAGGAGGGAUCGCUCGUCCUACUAAAACAAGAUGGUCUUCCUCCCUGGGAGUGGAAUCUGGGCCGCAUCGUUACGGUCUGGUCUGGAUCUGACGGUCACGUUCGGGUCGUUGAAGUCCGUACAACCAGGGGGUUGUAUAAACGCGCAGUUACUGAAGUUUACCUGCUCCCCAGUGAGGUGCCGAUCAUGAAGGAAGACGACGAAAUAGCUGGUCCGUCAAGCAGCGAAAAGGAGCCGCCGUCGGGCAAGUAUGAUAGUUGAAACAACCGUUUCAACGGCGGCCGGCGUUGUUAGAGAUAAUUUGAUAAAAAUCUAAAAUAAAAUAAAUUUGAUUGCACUGCAUAUAAAAUUAAAACCACACAUUGUUAAACACUACACACAACUAAUUUGAAUAUGAUACACAAUACAUAUUUGAGACACUCACGAGAGACAGUAAUCGACACGAAACAGAUAACGAAUAAUGCACAAUAAAAGUUAGUUCUAAAUCAAUCGUCAUACGAUCAGGAUCUAUUUAUUCUCGAUCCCACAAAAGAAAAUCCACAGCCACAGAACAAAAAGGUUCUAUUUGGCCGAAGAAUAAGUCCGCGUUCCCAGUACCGUCCGCGUUGUCCGAAGUCGAUCUGUGGACAAAAUUUGUGGCUACCAGCUCUACCAGGCGUAGGUCAAAAACGCUAGUGCGCGACGAGGAGUUGCGCCUACAAGCUUCGUUUCGUAAUCUUUCGUUUCCAUUAUCACCGUUCUUUUUCCUUUAUCAGACUCUAGGAUGCAUAUAUCUGGGUUGUCGGUUAAGAAUUGUUUUGUGACUUUGACAGCUUUCUGACAGAAAACUGUGACGGAAUCUUUCUGUUGAUUUUGUAGUGAUCGUGAAAGAUAAUUUUGAAUAUGGUUUGCUACUAGACAUCUGUUCUUGUCUUGGGUGAAUUUGUUGGGAGAAGUCCGUAAAAUGUUCUCGAUGUUUGCGAUGAGGUGAUAUGUCGGAAUUUGGUUUGGAAACACAGGAAGGGAGAAGUUUGGUCCUAAGCUCAACAGAGCCAUCAUUUCUGAGGGUACAGAUUUGGUUGUAGCGUUGAGUAAAGCCUUCUGUUUAGUUGUUGGUGUAUGUUGAUUCCUGCCUACUGAUUUGGUUAUUAUUCUUUCGAUUUUUGCUGUUGCUACACAUUCAACACUGUAAAACAAGUAACCAAAUAUAGUUUUAUUGAAGAAAAAGGUCGUCAAAAACGACCGAAACGUCGGAUAAUCAAAAAUUAAGUUGUUUGAUACAUAUAUACUAGACUAAGAAAGCCAAUAACCAAACACUUUCAAGUAUAUUUCUAAAUUUUGGGAUAAAUUUCAUUGAUUGUCCACAUUGUCGCUUGUUCAACAUUAUGAGAUAUACAAUUAUACCGCCGGAAUCCUUAUCGGAAUUGAAAUCAGGAACAUCUAAGUUCGGUCCAAUCAUGUUCAAAAUUGAUAUAUACUUUCUUAUUUUUGUUUUGUUUGUGUUUAUUAUUACCAUAUUGUCAAUAAACCUGUGACUUAUGAUGACAGUUCUGUCUACAUCUAAGUAUGUCAAACAUGACCCCAUUCGGAACCGAUUCCAAACGAUAAUAUUUACCAGAAAUUUAAAAUUGAAACUCUAACAAACAACUUGGGUACAGGUUCAUAUAGAUUUGGCUGAAAAUGUGUCUUAGAACUGAGUCAAUAUGACCGAAUUCGAAUUCGGGAUCAAUAUGACCCGCUAACACCUUAUUCGUUACAAAAAGUUAACACCUAAAGAAGGUUAAGAAGGCUGGUUUGGCAACGUAAGAUUAGACUUUACGGACCUAUCGGAGUAAGACACACAUCUAGUAGGUGACCAUUUUCUUCUGAAGAACUUAUGUAGGUCAUUUUUCGUCGUUUACCAGAUUGAAGUACGCUACAAUCAUUAUUAUCAUCAUCCCGAAUGCUGGAGUGUGUCUUAUGUUUUGCUUCACCAGUUGGAUUAUUUUUAGCCGAACGUGCUACACUGGCGCAGGUGGGGUGAGUUGUUUGCUUUUCCUUAGUUUAUUCAGUUCAAGUUGUAUAUCCAAAGUGUCGCAAUAUUUUACUUCACACGUCAGAACGUCUAAAAUUCUAUCGACAGACAGUAAAAUAACGUCGCUACGUUGUUUACGUCAAAUCAUAAUUUUCAGUUUUUCUGUGUGUGGAAACCAUGUCAUCAACAGAUUGACAUUUCGCUUAUUAUUUGCUUGCGAAACUUAUGAAUUAAACGCAUUUACGACGCAAUCAAACCAUUUUGCCUAAUUUGUUUACCCAACUGUCGGAGCACAACUUCCGAAAUUAAAUUACACACCAACAGCAAUUCACGCCAACAGGUGCACGACCAACGGCAGCACGCCCAAAACUCGGAUUGAUGAGGUGAAAUUAUUAGUCCCCCAAGUCGGCAAAUGCGUAGCGUCUAAGACAAAGCACGCGUGACGAGUACUAAUAAAGCAAGCAAACUUUUAUCAUCAGGACUUCUCUAAUGGAAAGGAUUUAGCCCCAUCAGUGGCAACCACAAACGACUCAAUGUUGUAAUUCGUGGUAGCAUUGUUCAGCCAAAUACGGCUACAGGUACCCUUCCGACAUCCGACCAUCAUUGGGUUGAUUCCAAAGUCGACCAAAUUAACCGACCGGCACGAAUCCAUACACCCAAAUGGCUCCUUCUGUGAUUUUCUCCGAAUUGCUCUUCUGACGGUUGCAGUCCUCCUCAAAAGGUACAAACCGCAAAAUAGGAAGAAAAAAAAGUGGCAAACAACUUUACCCGUGACUGGUGGAAAACCCGUUCAGAAUGUUGCCUCAUCGAUUUGCCAACAGUGAUGAAGCAUUUUGUCCGAGGUUGGUGGCAUCAGGCUCCGUCAAACAGCUCCAAUCCCGGGGCUGCGGGUGGCAAAUUGAUUUUUGAUUUUCGCAACACCCUCUUCUACUUUGAAUCCAAUUUCAUAACUAUAGAUGAUUAUGUUGAUGAUUCGACGUGAUUGACGGGGUAAGGAUACGGUCUUUCGAUGAUGACCAGCCUGAUGUAUCUGGACUCAGAUUGUACUGAGGUGUUAUGCAUUCAUGCUGCUCAUUUCGUCAAUCAAUGGUAUCUCUCCGGGCAGAAAUUUUAGAGAUAUGCAUGUAUAUAUUACUAUUCUGAACUUGACGUACAAUGCAACUCGAAAAAAAAAAAAUUAAGCAGACCACACUUCCAUUAAAAUACCUUAUUCUUUAAGCAUGUAAUUAACUUUAACAAAUGCACUGUUUUGAGCGACUUAGUGGAAUGUUAUAUUAAACACUUUAACCGUUGUCUUCCGUUUUAAUUCCACUAUGAAGUCAUUAGAGUGGAAUUAAAAUGGAAGACAACGGUUAAAGUGUUUAAUAUAAUUAACGUUGUUUCGACAAAUUCGGAUAAAAAACCACAUUUUUGGAAUUAAAAUCAGUACCUCAUGAUGAAAUUAGAAACAAGGUACAGGAAUAAUCCUUAUUUUUAUUAUUGUAUUUUUUCACGAACAGAUGAACGAAUCUUGCUCUACACGAAAUCAAUCGCUACUGUAUUUUUUCGCAGUUGGCAAAGGCUAUGGUGGCCACGAUGGUCACACUUCGUAAUUAGAGUGAUAUUACUGGUGAAUAUUGUAGAUGCUGUCGAUGGAUGUCGAUUAUUAAGGAAUUGAAAGUAGAAUUGAAAGUAUUUCUAAAUACCAACGAUUGCGUUUCUUUGAUUUUAAAAUGGUAAAUAUAUGAAAAAGUUGGAAAUAAAAUUCAUUUACAUUCGGUUAGUUUUGACAAGAGCCAACCUUCUAAAUAUUAAAUAUUGCAUGCAAGUUUUUGAAUGUAACUUUUUCGGUCUUACUACAUUAUUAAUUUUUAAAUUAAUAUUUGAUUGUUUUGGGUAUAUUUUGAAUUAUAAGAAUAUUCACUGCACCCUUACACAAUCCGGUCUUGAAACAGAAGUUGAAAGUCACUUGAAAGAUUUAAUGAAAAUUGACGUCAUCCUGGUUUGAAGCUAUCUAUGAAGGAUUUUAAAGCUGUUUUAAAUUAAUUAAUCGAAUCACCGAUUUGACCUUCUUACAAUGCCUUUUACGGCGAGCGAGAAUGGUAAGACACGCAGUAAACGUAAAAUAAUUGCAGUCCCCUCAUAACAUCCACAUCGCUAGAGAUCUUGCAUUGAAAAAUUUACUACUAAUUUACCGUUUAUUAUGGACCCAACGCCCAAAAGAUAGAAAAAGUUAAAUAAUUCGAAUUCCAGCAACAGCCAGUUCCUCAACCGACAUAGUUUAACCAUUCCAUAUUCAGCAACCAUCUUCAAAGAAUUCACAUCCUUUCUUUCGAUAUAAAUUGUUGCUAAACUUUAUUUUCUCGCACAAAACAAAAACAAAAAAUAUCAAACGUUCGCAUUCCACUCCAUCGACAGUACUCCUUCAUCCGAGACGAGCAACUUUGUCUUCAUCAAUCAAUUGAAACGAUUUGUCCCGUGAAAAAGGCACGUCGAAGUGAUUGUGAGAAAUCGGUUCGCCGAAAAUCCUCCCCAUUGUUAUACACUCCAGAGAAGAUUCCCACCACUCAGCCGGGCGAGCAGCGCGUGGGCGAUUGAAGUAAUUCAGACGACGACAACAACAAAAAAAGUGUGACAAGUAAGCGGAGCGAAAAAAAGAAACAUACAAAAAAACCCAUCUUCAGAGACACUUUUCGAAUGUUUGUGAGCAGCGAGGGUGGGAAACCAUGGAAACACAUUUUUGAUUAAUACAAAUCGCUGGCAAAUUCUCGCCGUGUUCUCGAUUGAUAAGAGUCUGGUAUUCCGUGCGAUGCUCAUGUGUCAACUCGUGACGAGUUGACAAAUUGCAGGGAAGUGCCAGCGCCUGGGUGGGACUGCAGUACACCUUUCCCGGGUGGGUUUACAAGGAAAACUACUUAACGAUAAGGUGUUGCGAAUCACGCAAGGUACAGAAGGCUACAUGCCAGGAGUGUUCUAAGAACUGGUUUAGAAUUCAAAUUGUUUUGGUGCUUUACGUUGGCGUGGCUGGAAUUUUCGUUGUAGGAGGGGAUUUGGUGCAAUUGGUAGAAUAUUUGAAAAAUACUUAAAAAUCCUACGAACCCGUAAAGUAAAUCUACAACUGCUCUUUAAGAUAAUUUCCUUCUCUAAUGUGUUAUUUAACACUUAAACCAUAUUAUCAGAAGAUAAAAUGUAGAAGAAAUAAAAAUCCAGUAAAUUCUAUUUCACACCCGAAAAGAAGGAAAUAUCAAUUCAUUUUUCUCACGAGUCUAGAUGGAAGCUUGACAGAGUAGUGGUUUUUUUUUAAAUUUUUAGUUUAAUAUAAUUGAAACUCUUUUGCUUGCAGUAUUGCCCGUCAGCCAAUCUGGGAUUGACACAGAACAUGUUGCACCAUCACCAAUUAGCAUUGAAAUUAUUUUAGUCAAAUUCUAAAUAGCUCCAGAACAUUGUUCAAACUCGUUGAAAACUUGCUUCAACUGAACCAAUUUCAAGUUGUCCACUACAAUAACUGUGAUAUCGUCAGUGUAAGCAACUAUUAGAUCCAAGAGGUCGCUACAAACAUCGAUUAGUUUUUUUUUCUAGAAGGUGCUGUAGGCAAAUAACAAAUAAGUGCGUACUUAACGGAUCGCCUUGUCGUGAUGAGUGCUGUAUGUUGAAUUCUUGGGUUAUAUGUAACUUUUAUGAACGACUGGGGGUGUUCUAUGUUUGGUUAUUGGCUUUUUCAGUCUAGUAUAUAUGUAUCAAACGGCUUAAUUUUGGAUUAUCCGGCGUUUCGGUCAUUUUUGGCGACCUUUUUCAAGGAUAUGUCUAUUACCUACUACACUCGAUCGUAAAUUUUCAAUUAUUUGUCUAAGCAACUGUAUCAAGCCGUCAUUAAAGCACAUAUUGCUCAACACACGAAUAAUAUAGGAAUGGUUAACUCGGUCGAAUGCUUGGUGUGAGUCAAGCGAAAUCAAAAAGCCCUGCUUUGUCUUAUGUUUUAUUGCAACGUUUCUAUCUCUUACCACGAAAAGGGCUUCGAAAAUACUUCUAUUAUAUUUGGAGUACUUUUGAGAAAAACUUAAAACGUUAUGCGCAGUCAUUGUGCUCAGCCUCCUAUUUUUUCUGAUUCUUCUAAGUAGUUUAUAAUCAAAGCUCAGCGUAAUGAAUAGGCGGUAGUUUCCCUUUUUGGCAAACUGUCUUGGAUUGCUACCACGGAUCGUUUCAUUGAUAAUAUGGUUCAGUUAUCGAUGUAUAAUAUCAAACGCGUUCACGAAGAAGUUUUUUGGGAUGCCAGCAAUGCGGUUUUUCCGAGUCACUCGCUUUGAUUGCCUUGUUGAUCCUUUCGGUAGUUAUUUCGUUGAAAGCUGUGCGCAGACGAGGCAACAGCACACGCCACAACAAAAUUCCCUAGUGGUUUUGUUCUAGCUAUUCACACGCGGUUGCUGUUGCAGCAUUAGAGAAAUGAGAACAAAAUCCACAAAGAAUAUUUUUUGUGGUAUGAGUCCUGUUGCCUCGUCUGCUUACUGUGAUACAUUUCCAAUGGUAUACAAAGAUUGGAGAGAUUUUUGCACCUGAAAUUCUAUUUACAAGGAAUUGUCAAUGUACCAAUCAUUUAAGCGGGUAAAUUUGAAUGAGAAUUCGCAUAAAAGUUUUAAAAUUUUCCCUGUAAUUUGAUUUACUUUAGAAAUCAUCGAUAUUAAGACGUUCACAGUCCACCACAUCGAUCAUCAUCGAUAUUAAGACGUCCUUGAAGCCGUGGAAAAAAUCGUGAAUUAACACAGAUCUGUAAUCAUCUCCAAUUAGUCCUGCAUUAACCGGAAACUCUUGUUGAGACUACUUUUGAUGUCUCUAAAAGCGUUGAAAACUUCUCGCUUGAUCAUAAAUUUCUAAGACCAGAAGCUGUUCCCAUUCGCUUCCUCGAGCUGACACUCAAGAGCAAAAUUAAAGCCUGUACAAGGAAUAUCAUCUACUUACAGUAUAUGGGAGCAGUUCAAGAUGUCCUCACAUGCAGACCAUCAGAGUCGCACUCUUUCUUAGCAAAGAGAGCUUCAAGAUGUCUUGUGGUGAGAGGCGUAGCUCUUUUUAGUAUUUCUGUAAAAAAAAAUCACACAGUAUUUGCAUCAGAUUCUUCGGACACUGUGGAUUCUCGCCAUAGUAGGCACACUAAUCGGCAUUCUCAAUGCAAGAGUCAUCCUUACGACUCUCUGCGCAAUUGUUAUACCAAGGCUUAUCGCUACAAUAGCUGAGCGGUACAAAUAGCCUAUUACGCAAACAAACAUUGUAAAAAAAGACGUAAUUGAACGCAACACAGGCCCACCAUAAGUUAUCCAACACGAGUUUGAAAGGAGAAACCCCCGUCUAGUGCGACUGUCAUUCAAAAUCUUCGUUCACUGAUGCAAAGGUUUCUUGAAACAACCAACUCCGUGUUUUACUAGAUCCACGCAUUAUAAACUCGAACCGGUGACUACAGCGUCGCUCUCAACUUUGUGAGCGGGCAUGUAUACGCGGCAGUCCUCCAUAAAAGGCUUGUCAUCAGCAACGUAAUUUGCUUGCUUUAGACACAAUAUCACAAUUCUCCUUCCACGGCUGAAUUCUUAUGCAUAAUUUCUUUCGAAAUUUUUAGAAUGGUAAAAAGAAAUUUUUUUUUUCAUGAAACGUUUAUUUGACACGGCAUUUGCAAAAGCUUUUUUACGCCAGGUUUUUUUUUACAUAACAUGUUACAAAAGUUCUUAAGACGUUAUAAUAAAAAUUCACUUUCUAAUGCUAACACUGAGGAUAAUCAUCAUUUUGAAUAUUUAUAUUAUACUCUAUUUUCUUGAAUUUCAUUGUAAACCUAUUGAUAGUUUUUCUGUAAGCUUUGUUUAUUUUUUUUCUUUAUUUAUAUCGUUUUAUCUAACUUAACUAACUGCGAAGAAAUCUAAAUUGAUUGUGGGUAGCAAGGGAAAAAAACUAGAAACGUUGUGGUGAUAAUUAUAUUUGAAUAUUUAUUGUUUUCAGGAAAUGAUAAAUAUGGCCCAUGUAUGUAAUGUAUGUAAGCGAGGAUAUCACGAACAGGAACAUAGGGUGGUUUUCUUCUGGCUCGUAAGGAGUCUAUUAAUUGGGAUCUGGCUUCACGAUAUUCAGUGCAAGACAAAAAGAAGAUUAGAUAUGAUCCGACCGAGUUCAAUGUGUAUGAUUUCAAAUGGGCAGUCGGUGACUUUGAUAACGAAUUGUAUUCGAGAUCCGUUUUACCAUCAGCUGAAGUUUCUUCAGGAGAGUUCAUUUAUGUGCGGGCCUGAAGCCCGGCGAAAAUAGAGAAAUUAUACGAGUCGAAAGAUGGUAAAGCAAAACAUAUCAUAAACGUAUCUUUGUUUUAUUAGCAGAUGCAGAAAAAUGGAUGGAUAAUGACUAGGGCACAAUCGAAAUUUCGUGACGGUAAUUGUACUAGUGAUUCAUAUCUAUUGAUAUACACCGUAAUCAACAAGCUGCCGAAAUUGUCUUCUCAGUAUACUUGUCUUCCCAAGUAACAAGUUUUAUAGUAUGCUACAAGUGCAAUCUAAGUUUUAUGAGUGGCUUUAAAACUACCAUAAAACCUCAAUUGUUACUAGGGUUGGUAUAGAGUUGUGUUCCAAUAUUUAUGGUCAUCCUUAAUUUUUCGACCGGACACCCCUCAAAAGUUUUAGCAUGUCGAAAAAAGUCUCUAUGCAAAAUUUGAGCUCAAUCGGAAAAAAAAUGCUUUACAACAUCUGGUGUAUUCUCUAGAAAAUGCCUUUCUGGGACAUGCGAUUUUUUUAGUUGAGAUAAAACUUGAGUAUGGUAAAGCAGCUUUUAAUUUUUUGUUUGUCUUAGAAAGGCAUGAAACGUUGAGAUCUGGUGCUCAUUCGAUAAAACAAUAGAUUUGAUUUUUCUAAAUCUCUGUUUCAAAAUUAAAAGUACCAAAGUGGUAACUUUAAUAAAAAGAGGAUACAAGAUCCGACUGAGCGGUAAAAGGAAGCAAGAGGAGCCGAAAAAAGAAUUCACCGCAGAAAGAAAAAGCAGUAUGAGGACAACGUCAUUACUGAGGCGCAAAACAGUAUGGAACAAAAUGAUAUGCGGAAAUUUUAUGAAACUGUCAAUGGCGUACGGAGAAAAACAGCGCCGUCUCCCGUUAUGUGCAUUGGCCGUGAAGGUAACUUGCUGACAGAUAAAACUAUGGUAGCAGCCUGGUGGAGAGAGCACUUCUCGACUUUGUUGAAUGGAGAGAAUGUUAGCGCGUCAACGAACAGAAUAAGGGUAAGUGACGAUGGUCAAGCUGUGGAGCCUCAGCGACUAGAAGAGGUGAAAAAGCCAAUCAAAGACCUGAAAACUGUAAGGCUCCUGGAAAGGACGAGCUCCCGGCCAAACUUUUCAAACACGGUAGUGAGCAGCUACACGAAAUACUUCACCGUACUUUUUUGAAGGUAUGGGAAGAAGAAGAACUACCUGCAGACUGGCUAGGGGGCCUCAUUUGUCCCUUAUACAAAAAGGGACACAGACUGGAGUGCGCCAAUUAUCGAGGAAUAUCGCUCCUCAAUUCGGCGUACAAAAUUAUGUCACGUAUUCUGUUCAACAGAUUGGAGCCGUUGGAUGAGUCUUUCGUCGGCGAAUACCAAGGUGGUUUUCGUGAAGGCCGAUCAACAACGGAUCAAAUGUUUACCCUGCGACAGAUCGUAGAUAAAUUCCGGGAAUACAACUUGCAGACACACCAUCUGUUUAUUGAUUUCAAAGCGGCGUACGAUUCAGUGAAAAGCAACGAGUUUUGGCAGAUAAUGGUAGAACAUGGUUUUUCGACGAAACGACGAACUGAAAAUCAAGUGUUCGGGUUGUGGAUGAGAUUUCGACGUCCUUCGUAACCUUAGACGGAUUGAAGCAGGGUGAUGCGCUGUCAAAUUUGCUGUUCAACAUUGCUCUUGAAGGUGCCAUCAGAAGAGCAGGCGUGCAAAGGAACGGUACCAUCGUCACGUAGGAUUUGCGAUUGAUGUCAUAGGAAUCGACCGCUGAGCCGUGGAAGAGGCAUUCGUGCCUUUUAAAAGGGAGACAGCAAGAAUUGGUCUCACAAUCAACACCAGCAAGACGAAGUACAUGAUAGCUGGAAGAAUACGUGGGUCCAAUAGUGAUGUUGGUGGUGGAGUGGUGUUAGGUGGUGAUAAAUUUGAAGUAGUGGAAGAAUUUGUGUACCUUGGAACUCUAGUGACGUGCGAUAAUGAUGUUACCCGCGAAGUGAAAAGGCGUCUUGCAGCUGCAAGUAGGACUUUUUUCGGACUUCGUAGCCAGCUUAAGUCCCGUAGUUUGCAGACGAAGACAAAAUUCGCGUUGUACAAGACAUUGAUUGUUCCGGUUGACUUGUACGGCCAUGAAACGUGGACGUUAAAGGAAGUUGAUCGUAGAGCGUUCGGCGUCUUCGAACGUAAGGUGCUGCGAACAAUACUUGGCGGUAAAGAAGAAAAUGGCAUCUGGCGACGUCGCAUGAAUCACGAGUCACGUGUCAAGCUAAUAAAAAAGGCAGGCUGCGGUGGGCUGGUCAUGUGGCACGAAUGCCGGAAGAACGACAGGCGAAGAUAAUAUUCAAUAGAGAACCGGGAAGAGGCCGACGACUCCGUGGCAGGCCGCGUACACGAUGGCUGUUUGCAGUGGAAGAGGACCUAAAAGCACUCAAUGUCCAGGGUGACUGGAAGAGAUUGGCCCAGGUCCGGGUCCAGUGGAGGAGAAUUCUUCACUCGGCGUAGAUUGAACGAAGCGAAUUGUUGCCCAUCUAGUAUCAAGUAAUCAUCAGUUUUUAAAGACAUUUUGCAUCAUAUAAAAUUAAAAGCUUCCUUUGGACCCAUUAAUAAAUUACGUAACACUCUUGAAAAGAGAGUGGGAGGUACUACUGUUGUGACUUAUGGUGGAGGGGUAGUAAGAUAUAACGUAACGCAACAUGUUUUACCAAAGAAAUUUUUUUUUUUAAUGAAUUUUUGAUGUGAUAAAAAAAUUGUGGCAAUUUGUGCUGGUAGUCAAUUUUGGGCAUUUUUUGAGUUACGUAGUUUCAAACACAUGUCUCAACUGAACUCCAAAAGUCCCGUGAAGGCCUUUUAGCAUCAAAAAUAUGUAUUCGAUUAUGAAUAACGUUUGUUACACUAACAUCUCCUCACUUCCCCGAUAAUUGUAAGGACAUUUUCGGUGCCGUUAUUGGCAUUCCAAAGUAUAGAACUUUCGAAACGUGGCACAGUGGGACGGAAUCAAAAAAAAGCCGUGCAUUGAUAUUUGCGACGACACUAUUGGCUAUGGCACUUUAAUGUCUUCGGAAAGGUUUCUUUAUUUUUUAAGUAUUUUAAUAGAAUGUUGGAAAAUUUUGAUUUAAGGGGGUAUAAACGCAGAUAAAAAAAACUUUGCAAGUUGUUGCCAAAAUUGAUAGUCAUGUAUGCAAAGUUUGUAGAUGAAAUGAUUUUAUGAAACUUUGUUGAAGUAGCGAAAUGGCUAUCUAUUUAGCAAAAAAAGUUAUUGGGUGAAAUUAAAGUACAUGUCGGAAUACCCCCUUAAAAAGUGUUUUUGUGUUGUUUGCGGAAUAGACCAACUCGCCAUCUCUUCGUUUUUAGGAGCCUGGUUUUUUGGAUUAUUGGGCUAACUUUAAGGAGCUAUGGUUUGUAGAGUAGCAGGUAGUAGCAGCAAAAUUUAUUUUUUUGUUAUUCAGCAAGAAAUACCCUAUUGAUACAUAUAUAAAUCAUAGGGGAAUAUAAUGGGAUCCUUGGAAUAAUGUGGGGUAAAAUAGACUAUCAUUUCAAUAAUUUAUUUGUAUUAUGAAGCAUGAAAAAUAAACUAUUAUGCGAAAUUAAUAAACAUUUGAAAUAUUAUAAUUAUAUUAUUCCAUAUAUUCCGACAUUCAAAGUUAAUUUUUUGUUAUUAACAUGCUCAUCAGCGUCCUGCCAAAUCUUCUUCGUCAUUGAAUGAACAAGGUAUUUCGUUGCUUAGAAUACUCGGUUAUAUUAAUACCUUGUUAUUUAUCUUACCCCCUUAAAUCAAAAUUUUCCAACAUUAUAUUAAACUAUUUAAAAAUAAAGAAACCUUUCCGAAGUCAUCAAAGUGCCAUAACCAAUAGUUUCGUCGCAAAUAUCAAUGCCCGGCUUUUUUUGAUUCCGUCCCACUGUGCGUGGUAGGAUAGCUACGCCCAAUUCGUUGACUCGCUUUGCAAUUUUGCUUGUUCUGGUCAAUCACGGAGUAGCUACUACGAAUUACAUGGCCAUCAUGCUCAUGCUCAAAAAUACGAAUUCGAUUAUUUGAUAUUUAAAGGUGAAAAUUUUUGCACGUUUGCUGUUUUGCGCGACCUCUUAAGCAUGUCGCAUUGAGCUCAAAUUUUGCAUAGAGACUGAUGGUUUUGAAGUGUGUCAAGUUAUAAAAUCCGAUGGUUACUUUUUCCAAUAUAUGCCGUUGUCACCCUAAUGUACUGUCUCAAGUUUUUCGGUAAGUAGUCGACAUGAAGGUACUAAUCCGUUUGGAGCUCCUUUCAUCGAAACCUAUUGGACCACGAUGAAGCGCGAGCUUCGGAAAAUCUAUAGAGAGGCGAACGACGACGAAAAGGACAUUAUUGAGAAGUAGACAAAAACGGAGAAAACGUACCGUAAACAACUGUACAAAAUCUAAUGGAUAAAAAGUAUCAAGCAAUUUACUCAAACUCAUCCUAAAAUUUAAUCAACGUAUAUAAGCUUAAAAAACCGAAUUUUUUCAUAUCCACUACACAAACAAUAUUUUAUCGGUGCCUCCGGUUUCACAGCAAAAUGAGUGAGCUUAUCAAUGAAUUCAAAUUUAUUAAACAUUUAGACAAUCACGUUACGCGUGAUGGCUGUUCUAGAAUCGACGGGUGACAGCUGCACUGCCACCAGUGAGCGGAGCGGCAGUGUUGGUAACUCGUUGGUAGGGAUACCGUUUUUUCCGCAAUAGGUUCAUAGAAAAUAAAAGUACCGGUACUACGGGAAAAGGUAACACCGAUUGACUUCAAUUUAAUAAAAUUCGUACUAGACGUACUACACAAGGUGUAACAAUUACUCUAAGUGAAAAUGGAACCUCGAGACAGUGACCUAGGUACCACGUCCACAACAUUAUACGUUCUAAUAGCGUUUAAAGGUUUAGCCCAGCCUAAAAACUUCGAACAACACCAUGUCGUCAAAUAACGGGUGUUCAAUAGAAAAUGAGAAUGAUUUCAAUACCUUUCUGUAAUUAAAGUAAAGAGCGUAAAUUUUUUUUCUCUCCAAGAGAAUUGCUCUCUGGACUCUCUAGAAAUGGGUGGCAGGUUUCUUUUCGCUCGGGUGCUGUCAGUUCAAUCGAAGAUGGUGUCGAAACAGCAAGCACUCCGCGAGCGUGUUGUACGGUUUUACGAAACGCAUGAUCAUCGUGGAAAAAAGUUUACGGUGGACCACUUUCGAGACAAAAACGUGCCCGAGAGUACAGUUUACCGGAUACCGGCAUCCCAGAGCGCGGAGCGGAAGGCUGGUAACGGCUGUCCGGCGAAGGUAACGACGAUGAAGAAGAAGGAAGCGUUUUAAAUAUCACUGCUCCCAUAACUUGAUUCACCGAACCCUCAAGAUCGAGGACAUCAUCUGUCGGAAGAAGACUCGGUCCCCCGAGUACGAGUACGAGGACGAGCAGAUAGCGCUCGUGAAAUCGCAGUGCUAGUGGAUGACGAAUAACUACGAUUUAUGACAAAGUUACUGAAAUUAUGAAUCCUAAAUGCAUGCAUGAAAUUAUUUGAGUUAUCAUAAAACUACAUAGCUUGUGCCAAAAAUAUACAUGGCGUAACAUUCGAAUGUUUGGUUGGGUUAUUGUGGUUGUUUCUUGGACAUGUUUAGUUGUUUUGUUGUGAAGCUUAUUCAUAAUUAAGGAAUACACUAGUUUGUAUAAACUAUAUCAAUUAAAAGAGCCGAUAGCUAGACGAUAUUAAUGAUUUCAGGAUCUUAGUUACGAUUUUCAUAAUUUAUAUGCACGUUUUCGUGAUAUUUUAUUGUUCAAAAUAUUACCAAAUUUGAUACGUGAAAUCAUGUGACUCAUGUCCACGAUAUCAGCAAUUUGUAGUUUCUCUUCGCCUUAUCGAGAUAUUUUAUUUUAAUUACCAUCCGAUUUUUUAAUCGGAGUCACAUGAUAUUAUGAACUGGACCAUGAAAAUGUGAUCGAUUCGCGGUUACUUGUUUAUAGUUCACAUAUCACGAUGCAAAAAAUGUGGCACCAUAAUGAAUUUUUGGUGCUCAGCGCAUCUUUAGUGUUCUAUCCAUACAUCGCAUUGAACCUUAUCGAAUGUAUAAUAAUGUUCGAGGUCCUAAUAGAUUUUUUAUAGUUCGUGAAUGAUGUGCUAAGAAUCAAGAACCAGUUUACAAAUCUAUGAACAUUUGUUUAUUAUUUAGUUCAUUCACGAUCACGCAUGGUCAGUCGUGACUUUUAUUCUAGGAAGCAUGAAUAAGUUCACGUAUCCAUGAACAAUAUUUUGUGAUGAUGAGUACUAGCAGGGUUGCCACAUUCACAGAUAUUUCCGUAAUGUCAUAGUUUGGUCACAGCUUCUUUUUCACAAAUAACAGAUUUCCGCCAUUUUCAUGAAAUUUUCACAGAUCUCCGCAGAUUUUUGAAAAUAAUCUACAAAGAUUUUCGGGAAAUUUGAUACGAAUUUUCACAGAUAUUUUCAGGUUCGAAGCAUCACAUGUGGUAAAACGAUUUUUUAGUUAAAACACAAAUUUCAAUGUGGCAUUCUAGAAAACCAGGAAUGAUGAACCAACUCACGAAUGCCUGAACAAUAUUCUAUGCUUUUGUGAACUAUUUCACGGACAGACAUGGUCUGUGGUCACUAUUAUACUAGUAAUCAUGAACCAGUUUACGAAUGCAGGAACAAUAUUGUAUGACUUUGUGAACUAUUUUACCAACAUGAAUGGCAAGUCGUGACCGAUAUACUAGGAAUAGUGAACAUGUUCACGAAUAGAUGAAAAAUAUUUAAUUAUUUGUGAACUAUUUUACGACCACGAAUAUUAAAUCGUUACCAAUAGGGGAACUGGGGGUAAGACGGACAUGUUAAGGUUAUACUCAAAUAAAACAUAGUAAAAGCAUGUUUUUGUCAACAUGAAAUACUCUAUGUUGUAGCUCCAUAUGUUGGCUUUCGAGUACCCAGAGGGAUUAUGUUACAAAAAUCAACAAGUAUCUUCUGCACUUUUUUCAGACUGCGGGUGAAACGGACAUAUGGUGGGGGUAAGACGGACAUGUCGCCAAAAGAAUGCCCACAAUACAAAAUAUUAAAAUUUACUGUUUUUAAUGGUUGUUUUGGAUAGUUUGUGGGUCUUCUUAAUAUAUAUGUUCAAUUCGAGGUGAAAAAUAACGUUUUGGCGUUCAAUUUAAAGUUGAAGCAAAUGAUGUAUUUUCUAAUAUCGAUUUAUCCGUUGUCAUAAAGAGCUAUACAAUCAGUUCCAAUGAUCAGUGAAAUAAUUUAUUCAAAACUGGAAAGUUACAUAUUAAAUACGCAAUUGGUAGCAUCAGUUCCUCGAUUACGCAUAGCCAGAAUAUGGGACCUGCGCAAAGUCUUCUACCUUUUCCAGGUCCUAGGAAUUCCGUGUUCAGCCUCGGUCACAUUAACGUACAUAUUGCGGUCUACUACAUGUGAGACUUCAGCUAACUGGAUGGUUCUCCACGUUUGACUGCUAGAAUUUCGUUUCUACACGAGAAACAUUCAUAUAAGGAUGAAUCAAUAGAAUUAAUCAAGACUGGCCGUCUUGCCCCACCAGUACACAUAUUUUUUAAACGCUUGCACUUAUUCACACGUAUAACAACUUACCUGUUAUUUUCCACGAAGAUGUCAUUUAAGAGUUACAUUUUCGAAAUAAAAGAAAAAAAUCGCGAAAAAAUUGAUUUUUUCCUCGUUAAACCUUAAAAUCAGAGACGUAAAAAUUACAUCCGCAAGAAGAUGAACUUCUAAUUAUCAAUGUUUACUUACAUUUUUCGCUUUUAACAAUAUUAAACGCCUACUGAGUGCUUCAUAAUUCAAGGAUAUCCAUAAAGAGAGAGUACCCAUAUAAUGCAAAUGAACUUUAUAUGCUAUAUGCCUAAAAUAACCAUGUGUCCGUCUUACCCAACCUGUCCGUCUUACCCACAGUUCCCCUAUAUUGGGAAUCAUAAAGUAGUAAACGAGGAUUGAAAGUGUUUAUGAAUGGUAUUCCAUGUUCCGUUAAAUAAUUCACGAGAAACUAUCCAGACUUUUCAUUUUGUGUACUAAUUCACAACCACGAAAACCAUGAAUCAGUUCAUGUUAUAUAGCCGGAUUCUGAUUAAUUUUCCUAAAUCUAGGAAUAGAAUCACGAGUUUACGCACAGAAAAUCGAUUUGGUAACGACAUGGCGGAAACCGUAAUUGAAGGUCACAAAAAAUCAAAUAUCUCCAUUUAUAAAAGCGUUAUGAGGGCGUAACUGAAUAAAAAUUGAGCACAAUUAUAAAACACAUGUUUUUGUUCAUGGUUUUAUUUUCGUAACGUAAAAACGUGAUUGUUCCAAAAUUCACAUUUUUUUUCGUGUAGCUGCUUCACUGCGUUAAUGCUUAACCCGAGAGUGCUAUGCAGAAAUGCGUGCGUACUCUUAUCUCGCACGCUUGCGAAGAUUCGAGAAGUCAGUUCUGAACGCGUUUUUGCGAUAGAUGGUGGUUGACACAAUUUGGCGAGACAGUAGUGUCGUCGCUAAAACUAACGCGAAAGAAAGCAGUCUACGAUGUGAUAUAAACGCGCAUCCGUCACACACAUUUAGUUCAAACAGAGUUUCGACGCGAACUGAAAAAAUUGAAAAUGUGGCCUCGAGACAGGAACCUACGUACAGUUACAUCAUGUCAGCAAUUGCGUAUUAACAGUGUUUACAAAUUUAACCCAGACGGAAAACUUCAAGCAACAUGCCGCACGACUACAAAUAAGGCUAUUUCAAAACCAAGAUCCCUGCAUAUUUGGGUGACAAAAAUCGUUGUAGGUUUACAUGAUCUAGCACUAUGCACUAGUUAAGCACACCUUGAUCGAUACAUGUGGAAAUAUGGAGUAGUGGAAUCCGUAACGAGCGAAGCUUGAACAAAAAAUUCACCAACUUUCUCAAUGGCGCUCGUGUGAUCAAAAUGGGACCGACCGAACCAAUUCCAUCCUAUCUGUCUUUUAGAGUCACCGAAAGGCAAGAUAUUAUCUAUAGGCAAAUAACGCUGUGCAGCUUCCACGAACAUAUCCCUACGUGGAAGUUCUUUAACUAAACGCAACAUUAUAGAAAGCCACACGCUGAAGUCACUCCGGAAAAUUUACUUUCUACAAUCAACAGCAACAAACAGCCUUUGAUAUAGGCUACUGAAACACAAUCAAACGGCCAGAAACUACCUGAUACGUUUCGCCUCUUGAAAUCAGCUGCUAAAAUCAACAGCAUUAUAACAACGAUUGCGUCUAGUACCUCCAAACCAACAAUCAGCUCCACAAAUCACAUAGCAUCGAUAAAGUUUCCAUUUGUCUUAAUUACGGUCCUAUGAUAUUUCUGAAGCGCACAACUGGUAAUGUAGGCCGGUUCCAAGAGCAGGUGAAUAUUUUUCUGAGAAUUAAUGUAUGUACUUGAGUGGCGUUUAGAACAAUCAAUAAUCCUAUAUAUUAGGAACGAUAGAUGUUUCUGCAACUGUUUCUGAGAGCGGUUUGAAGUGUGGUACGGAGUCACUUCUUGUUGAAACAUUACUUAUGGGAGCAGUCCGUACUGUUAUUCAGUGGCGGCUCCAGAUCCAGAACCGUUAUACAGUGUUAGCGUGUUUAUUUAGAACAUUGUAGCUUAUUGAAUCUGUAUCGUUGACGAAUAAAACCAAUAGAAGUAGUUCUUAGUGGCUUCCUUAUGAAACAUAUUGAAUAAUGUUUGAGAUUCAUUUGCCAAAUCAAUCGCAACACUUCCAAGAUUCGAAAUUUCGUUUUCGAAAUCGUGCAUCAGGUAUAUUUUUCAAAGAGGCUGUGUCCUCAUAGAAGGACCCAUGGUGACAUAGACCUUUGCCGCCGUUAUGGCUUCUAGAAUGAACACAUUCGACGUUACAAAUCCAAACACCAGCGGGAUGCUGUAAUAAAUUUGAACCAUAAUGGGAUCACUGCGAUAUCAGUUUCGAUUUUGAUUGAUUUUGGCAUUUUUUUCCACAAGCCCUUAUGACAUACAAAAGAAAACUUUUCCAAAAUAUUUACCAGUCAAUACUCCUGAAAAUAACAUAACAUUUUGUUUUAAAUAUCAAUUAGCACAAGUUUAUUUCAUAUUCUAAAUCUAAAACUUCCUCAUCUUGGCUACGCCACUGGUGCAUUGCAUCUCGAAGCUUUACUUUCGUUCUGAAGUUUUUCAAAUCACAGAUAGUUACCGGUAGCGACUCGUCCUAUUAUUUAACAUUCACUGAAGCUUGCUUGCGUAUGUGAUAUCCAUGUUCGAUAACAUCUAAAAAUAGCUUUUCUAUAAAUAUGUAUGCCCUAGAAUUGAUUUAUCACCGGAACGAUGUAUUGUCAGCAGACAUCAAACAUUAAACACACAGUCAAUGCGAAAGAUGUUGUCAGGAGUCAGCAAAUCGAAAGGCUUCAUCAAUUCAAUACCAAGAAAACCCUUCUUCGAUUCACGAUGGUUCGAGUAGACAUUGGUUCUCCGUAAAACGUGACAUUUCUAGCAAACUAUAUUUGAUACAGUUGGCUCCGCUGCGUGUUGAUAUUAAUAUUGACAUUGAGCAUCGAUGUACUUGGGAUAUGUAUUUCGAUAUAACGGUGAUCAAAGCGUUCAAUUUCCGCGUAGGUUAAAAACCCUCAGAGCUUAUAUUUCUUGGAUGGACGGACUAUGACUAAGUUGCAUUCCCAAUCAGUGCUUUAUUUGGAGAUGAUUUGCAUAACGUUUCAAACAGAAUUUACCCGAUCUGCUCGAUUGUUUACAGAUCCACAAAAACUUCUAAAACUCAGAAAUUGAUAUAAGCAAUAAAACGUUCUCGACUUUUCCAAUCAACAAUUUUCACACCUUUUCCCCACCUGAGCCCCCGAUAAUUCCAGUCACCAAUAGUGUUAAAACAAACAAGUUCUACCACAGAACAAACUUUGGAGCAAACUUUUAACCAGCCCUGCCUAAAGCACACAUGCAUCAAUCAAACCCCUGUCGGAAUUCCGAAUGAGCGAUAGGCUUUUCGUUUCCUUUCUUUCCCUCUGAACAUUCCACAAAACCCUCCUCACGUCAAUGCAAUGGUGGCCCGACCCCCAUUGGAAAAACUGAAACGAACACGGCUCCCGUUUCACCUGGCUUCGAUGUCAAUUUAAAAUGUCUCACGCUCCCAUUCGCUUACACAAGAGCCAGUCCUUUUUCCCAAAGCAACUCAGCCGUCAGGCACCCCUUGAUUGAUAGACCGACCGACCGACUUUCACCCUCUUCCACCCUGCUCCUGCCUAACUCAGCCCAAUCUAAUCGUCCCUUGAGUUUUAUCGUACCGGCAACUCUAUGAAAAAUUGAAUUUUCCAUAGUAUUAUCGCAUUGCCACAGAUCACGAUGGAAUACGCGCUGCGCGGCUUUUUCUAUUGGGAUUUUGAUUUGCACCUUCUUUCAUCCAAUCGAUUGCAUAGAGGAGCUGACUGCCAAACUUGUGUCCCAAUUUGUCACCUUUCACACACACACACACACACAUGCAUACGAGGAAUAGCGAGUUUCCCUUUGUUCAGCAACGCGGGAUCCAGUACUAACAAGAGAGCGAUAGGUGGCGAUAGAUGCGCCAAAUGUAAAAAUUAAUUAAAAAUUUACAUAUGACCUAGCGACCACGAAAGCGCCCGGAAUUAAUUCGCUCCCCGUUGUGUGACUGUGUGUGUGUGCGUGCAUUAUUGGCAGUGCAAACUCCGGCUCCAAAUUCCCGAACCCACCUGCGAUCGACAAAAGUAUAUCAGCCGUGUAAUUCUUUGCAGCUCAAUAAUCUGCGGUAUCGAAUAAAUUAAAAGCAAGUAAAAUUAUUUAUUCCCAUAAAUUAAACUCACGGCUUUCAUAAAUUAAACGCCAGCUCUCGAUGUAGGGGUCGUAAUUGAAAUUCCGAAUAUCGAACCGUACCAAUUAAGCACUAUUUUCACUUGUGAUCUUGAACGAACAGCGAGAAUGAAAUAAAAAAAUACAAGCACACACACACGCGCGCGCGGGCGUUUGUGGUUCAUGUAGCAAUAACAAAUUGUGGAACACUUUAUGAUUCAAUCAUGAUUUCCGUUUGUAAUUAUUUUCACUGUGGUUGGCAACGAACUACGAUUUGCCGCAUUGUGUAAUUACUUCGCUAUGAAAAGCGCACCCCUGCUGUAGUUGUCGCCGUUGAAAGUUCGUGUCGUAUCCAAUCCGUUGCAACUACUACUAGCUGAUUGGUGAUAUGUAGUAACCUGUAAUCUAGCCGCGUCAUCCCAGUAGAUGUGUCAUUUCAAGGAAAAGUUGUGAACAUUGUUACCAAAGAAAUUACUGGUUGAUUUUUGUCGAGAAAUUCUGCGCUUGCACGUCAACCGGGAAAUCCGCGAAAUCUUUUUAAUUGUAGUUAAACUACAAAAACCACCACUUCGAAAAAUGCGUGAUGUGCAUAAAAUUGUAUAAUCAAUACGGUUGUUGAUUAUUUAAACAAUAUUGUUGAAAACGACAAGAUAAUAUUGUAUUUUCGUGAAAAAUGUGUAGCGUAGUUUGUAUUUUUUAAAGUUGCAUUAGUAAACUACUACUUUGCGUUUCCAUUUGGCUUCGAAUGAAAGGAAACGCCCAGUAGUUUGUGCAGAAUAAUCUAACGGUAGUUUAGCGUUUAUCGUAGGCAUGGUAUUGUUUGCACGUUUGAGCGGUAAAUUAAUUUCAGUUAUGAUCUACAUCGGUCGAGUUUCCAUCAGCCGCAAUUAAGGCUUCGAUAUGCUUCCGGAACACACAACAUGUUCUGAUGAUGUAGUGUGGGUCCAUGUCGCCCUAAGGCAGAUCAAUUUCUGUGGCUUGCUCCACUUGAGUCGCGUUUAGAACAAGCCUUGGCCUUCGUGACGCGCCAUACAGGAUAAUCCAAUGGAUUAAGAUAGACACAUCCUCCACCAACAACGGCAACGGUUCCCGCAUUCACUUUUGAGUGCGAUUCUUGGUGUAGCACGGAGAUUCAUCUUGUAGAAAUGUUACAUUUAGUUGUGACCCGUAUUGCUCUUUAAUACACGGAAGUACAUAAAUAAAUAGCCUACGUAGACCUCCGUGUUUACGUUUGUCGCCUUCUGUAACGAACUCCGAAUCCAAAUUCGACCAUCCGAAACCACCAGGAAUUAGGUGUGAGAACAGAACAGGGCUCGAUUGGCACGUUGCCCAUGAUAUUCGGAGAUUUGUGCCUUGCCAUGUUGAUUGGAAGAGAAAGGGAGAUGAAAGAAAAAAGUAAGAAAAUGGAAAAUGACAACACAAUAUAAUCACUACACCAAACAGUAAACAGCCUGUAUUCUUCACUCCCAACAUUUUUUUAUGAACAGUAGUAUUUCAGUUUUAGCUCCCUGUACAUAAGUUAUUCUAUGUAUGGAGAAUCGAAAUACCAGACACGCAACUGUAUUACUGCAGGUCAGGUACAAACUAUAUGAAGCUUCGUAAUCGGAUUCACAAAGAUCACACGAAUAUCGCUCAGCACUCUGAAUAGCAGCUAUGUGAUUAUUGCGUUUGCAAUGUCUAGUCAGUGCCCUGACUAGAAUACUGCAAUUGUGCUUGGAGAAACAACCACAUUUUCGGACUCACACCCGGCAGCGAAGUUUUUGUUUGAAUGCAAGAUUGCAAGCUAGACCAAUGGUCAGCAUGUUCGGAUGUAGCCCGAGAGCGAAUCUUGUGCCUUACCCUACUUAUCGAAACUGGUAGAACUGGUCCUGGACCGACGAAGUCAGUUGCAGCACCCAUUCUUGCCAAUUCGUCCGUCCAUCCAUUUCCAGUAUUGCCGGAAUGUCAUGGAACCCAUAGAAGGUAGAUAGCAUUUGGAAUAAUAAAUUUUUCCGCUUGAGUUCGACAUACGAUUACUAAUUUCGAUCUCGAAUCUGUCGAACUAAGUGGUUUCAGGGCAGCCAGACUGUCAGAAUAAAAAUAGAUUCUCUUGCCGAUUGUACGCCACACAGAAUCGCGAAGAUUUAUGGUUAGAAGACUGUACAGUAUCUACCAAGCGAAUAAGACUGAUUCAAUCUUAUUUCACGACAAUAGACUCCAGCACCGGCCCUCAAACAAAGCACCGCCAGUACAACAAACCUCCCAUUCUUCAAGUUGUCGCUCCAUCCAUCCAUUAGAGCUUGUACAGUCACACAGUGUCGUCUAGCUGGACAAAACAUCAAAAUUUUAUUUUGAAUAUUUUGCAACCUCAUCGAGAUAAACGUUCCAAUAUGUUCAAAAUAAUUUUAAUCGGAAACCCUCAUUGUAAACUUAAAUCGACAUACAUUUCACCGUAUCCAGGCAAAAAAUAAUGCGUGAGUGGCAAGUGAAAGCAAACUAAUAAACUUUAUUAUUGGUAUUAAUUUUGCUACGGUGGAAAAAAUGUUAUUGCACAUGAAAUAUAAAUUUAACGUCUGUCAAAAGUGUACACAAGUUUUUGUGCCUUAAGGGUCAGGUGAACGGGAUGAAAAAACCUAACAGAGAUUGUCUCGUUUACAACUUAUAGAACAACUUGAUGAUCCAAUGAUACUCAGAGAUAUUUCUUUUAAAAAAAGUGCCGUGCAUUAACAGCAAUUUUGGGGAAAACUGAAACAAAAAGUCUUCAAACAGAACCGACUCAAAUUCGUUCAGAAGUACAACUUUUGAAUUGAUCUGCUACUAAGCUACUUUGAACUACCCGGACAUUAUGCAGGGUGAUGAGCACUGUGAAAUUCAUUAUAAAUGUGUAGAUGCAAAAAUGAUUCAGUUAAAUCAAACUGACUUAAAUGUCUUAGUAAUAUAGGGGAAUCCGGGGCUAUUAAGACAUUAGAGAUGAUUCGGACGCUCUCAAUUUCUCAGAAAAUCGUAAGACUUUCUGACUGUCGUACCUAUUCGUGGAACCGCCAACAACCCAAAAUUAGCUUAAUUUGUGAUUUUCAGCCAAAAUAGGCAAUAUUUUAGGUUUUGCCCGACUUUUGUUUUCGAAAUUCCGCCACUGUACACCGUAUGGGAAUACUAUAGCGUAGUUGAUAAGUCUCACCUUAGUUCGAACUCUCACUGACACAUAUCGUCGCUGUUGUGCUAUCUUAUGACAAGCGCCAUUUAGCACUUUUCGAGAAAAACGAUUUUUAAAGCUUGAGAUUGAAUAUCUUAAAAUUUAUAAAUGCUACAAGCUUUUCGGAGAAAACAUUCGAUGCUUCUAUCUUUUCUGAAGUAAUCUCUCGAUUUGUGUGAAGAUCGGUUGACUACACUUACAGUUUUUGCUUAAAAUGUAAACCAAAGUCGCUCGCAUACGUGUUAUAAGUGUGUAUUGAUGAUAAAAUAUGUAUGACGUGUCACAAAUAUGCACAGAAGAUUUCAUAUAAAAAUGAAUCAUAACUGAUUCGUGAAAUUAUGUGCUAUAGAUAGCUAUGUGCGAUAUUAUACUUUUCCAUGCGAUAGCAGCAAUAUCAGGUUACAAAAUGAUAGUAUUGGAACACAAAGUUUUCCCAGUUUUCCUCUUUUAUUCGGGAAAAACAAUAAACAAAAGAUGGUUCCAUUAACAAUUUAGAGACAAUAUAUAUCAUACAAUGUUUGUGUUGAUAGGCGACUAGACGAAACAAAUAGUCUUCUUGCAUAAUCCAUCACUACAUUUCGGUAUACUUUCCAAAACUAGUGGAAAUCUCAAUAGGAAAUUUGUUCAAUAAUGUUGAAAAUAUAAGCCAACCAUUCCCAGAAAAAAAACCUAUUUUAAUCCACCUAGCGGUGCAAUUGUGCCUUUCUCAAUCAUGAAUCACGAGAAUGUGUGCGUUGUUUAUAUUCAUUAAAAACUUUUAAAUGCAUAUAUUACAUUUUAUUAUUAUACAUCACAUGACAACUAUAUACCGGAAAAUAAAUCAUUAUUCGAGUUCUAAAAUUUUGAAAAAGAAAAAAAAUCCACGGUAAUAUUGAACUGAAAAAGGUGCGAAAUCGGCAAAGUCCCAAAAAGUCGAUUUUCAUAAAAAAAAAAUUUCCGAGAUAACAUAAAAUCUCGACGUUUCAUGCAUUUUAAAGAUGUUUGGCAUCAAAAAUACGAAUUCGAUUUCUGAAAUUUCAUGGGGUCCCCCCUUUGAAAAAAAAUUGAGUUCCGGCUUAUAUGGGAAUUUCAUAUGUGACCGGACGAUUUAGUCUAUAUUUCCGGACCCAUAUAAGCGAUCCGUACGAAAUUUUAUAGACAUCUGUGGGGAUAUUAUAGCUAUCAUUUGGGACUAAGUUUGUGAAAAUCGGCCCAACCAUUUCAGGGAAACUGAUGUGAGUUCGUAAAUUUUGAAAGAUGGCCGCUUUUCCCGGGCACUUCCGGAACCGUCUAUGGUGGUCAAUGUAGUCAACGAAUGUUUGGUUGGCCGUCGGUGACCUAGAACAGCAAAUUUAAGUUGUUUGAGAGACAUUUUAGCGAAAUUUUUACUUUUUUUGCUUUCAUCGGAGUAUCGGUUUGAAUCACAAUUUGCUAUGUGGUCGCACGCCACAACCUGUAACUCCGGAACCGGAAGUCGGAUCGGGAUGAAAUUAAAUAGCCAUUUACGGGGACGCAAUACCUGCCAAGUUUAGUCGAAUCGGUCUAGCCAUCUCCGAGAAACCGAUGUGACUGUUAUUCUGAAUUUAGAUACUUCCGCCGGGGCUUCCGGAACCGAGGAUGGUGGCCAAUGUGGCCAAAUAGACUUUGAAUGGAUGUUAGUGACCUAAUACUACAAAUCGAAGCAGUUGUGGUCAUAUUUUGGAAAAUUUUUCACCUUUAUACAUUCAUUGCUGAAUUUAUUAAAAUCGACAUUUUCUGCGUGUUCGUACUUAUCACCCUGUAAUUCCGGAACCGGAAGUCGGAUCCAUUAGAAUCAUGGCAUAUCAUGGAAUCAUGGCAUAUCUAACUCAGUUCACCCCAAAAUGGCGUUUGUCAUAAGAUAGCACAACAGCGACGAUAUAGUGUGUUAGGCCGUUUGUCACCAUUGGGCAGAUCGGCCAGAAAAACAAAUAACUUUUCAAGAUGUACUCAAUUCGUUUUUGACGAUAUUGGGGCAUCGGCAACGACCCGUGGUUGUGGAAAUCUGGAAUCGUCUUUGUUCUCCGUAUAUUUCGAAUGCUUCUUUUUUUAAAUAAUUUGAACACGGUUGACAGAAUUGGCUCAAAUUUUGAAAAGAGUCUCAGGGUUGCAUGUCCGUAAUGCGGGGAAUCGUUUUUGAUCAUCCUUCUAUUACAGCUGUUUAUACUUGUUCAAUUAUGGGGGCCCCCUAACUCAAGAGUGCCCAGGUGCCCCACUUAAUCUUAAGACGGCCCUGAAAUCACAUCAAAAAUUGUGUUGAGGUAAAUAUCGGGGAUCGUUAUAUGAUACUCAUCGGCGAAACCAUAUCUUGGAAACCCGAUCUCAUUAAGUUUCCUUAACAAGCCAUCGUCAACAAGGUUGCAUUGAAUUAGUGACAGCAUACCAUCUUGAGGACAUCCGCAGACACAUAGUUUCCUUAUCUCUACUUGUUUUAACAAUGAGCACAGGCGUCGGCUGCUGGGUAUCCAGUUAGUGAUAUAUCAAGGUAGUCCAUGAUGUCGUACUGCUUCCAAAAUUGACCCAAAAGGCACGUUAUCAGAAGCACUUUCAAUGUCAUGAUAAAACUCCUUAGUUUGAUUGUUUUGCGAAAGGCUGUUUCAAUGUUGUAGAUAACAUUGCGCAACAAGGUGGUGAUAGACUUUCCCCGUUGAUAUGCAAGUUACAACGCUCACCCUAGCUGACAUCCCGAAUGUAGUGGUCGAUUGAACAUUCCGCUGAUUUGAGAAGGAAAGAUGACGGACUGAUCGGUCUGAAGCUCACUUCCUUGUACAGCUAUGAGGCCACCUUGGGAAAGGAAUUUUACAAUUACUUUCCGCAGCGCUAAUGGUCUAUAUCCUGUUGCAAGACUACAAGUAAGAACUUUUUUAAAAGAUGCUUUAAGUGUUCAUAUCCUCUUUGAAAUAAAACUGGAAUGAUUUCAUGUUUUCCCGGAGACUUAUACGAAGCAAAACUUUGAAUAGCCCGUAUGAUCGCUUCGAUUGUCACAAUUCUAGGAGCGAAUACCCAAGAAUCAGAACUACCUGAAAAGAACUAAGGGGCAGUCGUCGGUGAUGGUUCCGUACAGCCUAGAUAGUAUGUGUCAAAAAGACAGUUGAGUAGUACAUCUUCGUCAUUCCAUCAAGAGCUUCCUCUAGAAGCAUACAGAACUCGAAGUGGAUAAGCCUAUUGCUAUGCUGCUAAUACGAGUAAGUCUGUUUUAUCCACGACCUCAUCCAAGUCACUUGGAGAUUCAAUCGUUGGUAAAUCACUGUGAUACCUAGUCGCCGAGCACUCUUCGUAGAGGUCGUAGAUUCGUAGAUUUGGGAUUACGAUAUAUGACGAUAUCGAGCAAGACGUUUGAAUGAUCAAAGACGAUCUACUUAUAACCAGAUAACGAUGGUUUGAGCUCGUCGGUUACGAGCCAGUUUGUAAACUCAUGCGUAAUACCGUCAGACCAGAGAGUUACAUCUAACACCUCUUCUCUGUCAGCUUGUGCAAAUGUUGGGCGAUUUCCUACAUUAGGGGAGACCGGGGCUAGUUGGCGGUGUUUUCAGUUUUCAUUUUUUACCGCUUUGAUUUUAGUAGAUCUUGCUAAAUAGAACACGUUGCAUGAAAGGGUAGACUGUUGGCAACAUCUCUGAAUUUUAUUAAAAUGUUUGAUACGUUGUCUUCUUUUCUAGAGACAAAAAUAUGUGACACGGAAAAGCCGCCAACUUACCCCAGCCUCGGGGUAAGUUGGCGGACUGCCAGAAAAUAAGCCAUCUAAUGGAAAUAGAAUUACAUAAGUGGUCCAUAUGAGAUUGUCUUUUCAAUUAAACUGUAUAGUAUUCGAUACUUUUCAUUAUAUUUCAGUCUCAAUACCCCGUCAUUUUGACUUCGACGCGUACUCCAUAUUCAAAAGCAAAUUUUCGCAAUUCUUGGCGAUUGGCUGAAAUAAAUGCCACCUCCAUUGACGAGAGACACAAGAAAAAUUUUCUCUUACUUUGGAGUGAAUUCCAGAAAUGAAAAUCUAUGAUGACUAUUUUUGCAUUAGAAAUAGUACCGCCAACUUACCCCAACCGCAUAUUUUAUAAAAAGGAUUUAAAAAAUUACUUUUGGGUAUGAAUAGGUAUAAUAUCUAUACGGAUGCUGAAAGCUCUUUUCACGCACUAUCGAAAAAUAUAAUCUUUCGGGGAAUAGAUUGAAAACCAGGGUUGUGGUACCGGUAAUACCGGUACCGAAAAUUCCGGGAAUACCGAUCCAUUUUUGGUACCGUAAUACCGGUACUGAAUAAAAGCCAGUACCGGUAUUUUCGGUACUAUACAAUUUUUUAUGACAAAUAUGUUAACUCUACAGGGGGAUCUGUUUCAACAUAUCGGUCUGCAAGAUAACGUUUAAUUAUACUAAUUUGCCUUCUAGAUAAAUCGGUGAGAUAACACCUUUGUGUGGGAAUGAGGUGGAGCCAUCAUCCUAAUAAUUCUAGAAGUUAAAGUUUUAUUAGCGACAUUUUGAUUGGUUUCCAUUAUUCACUGGGUUGCGCGUAAUAAGACUAUGGUCUAAGUCAUGUCUGUAUUUGGUUUGCUCUUAAACCUUUAUCUAUAAAAGAACGAACAGCGAUUUAGUAGCUAACAGCUAUAAACUUGAUGAUCUGCUUCAAAUGGGGCGAUUUGUAAUUAUUGGUGAUCGGAAAAUCCAGCAAAACUCCAUAGUUUACAGGACAGCAAGGAGCCUUGAUAUGCAUUAGAGAAUAGCAAGCAAACGACAAAAAGGUCGAAACCAAUUUUCAGAAAAGCAAGAGAGGGAAUGCGAUUAACCUGCUCGGAUUUACUGCCAUUCUCGCUUUGAUUUAUUGUUGUUAAAAGGGUUUCAUACAUUUACCAUCUGUUCAAGUCGACGAAAGUCGCACCACUUAGCAGUUAUUGAUUUCAAAGUGGCCUAGAUUUCGAAAUAAAAGAAGGUGCCCUAUACGAAAAAUAACUUCUGUGAAAUUAGUCUUGCCAUUCCGAAGAAAUUAAAAAUAAUUAACAUAAUUUUUGAUCAGUACAAAUCAAUCAUCAGAGAAUAAGAUCAUCAGUUUGAGCAUUCAAUUUCAGUUUAAAGCUUUUUUUUAUUUUUUUAUUUAAAUAUUCGAGUACUGGUACUUUACCGGUACUGAGGGCUUCAGUACCGUAGUACGGUUCUCGCCAAAAAGGGUCGGUACUGCGAACCCUAUUGAAAACCAUCUUAAAUAACACAAAAUGUUUAAAAUUAAGAAAAUUUACAAAGUAUGUUCAAAAAUACAGUAUCGUCCACAGCUUCUACAAAACAUAAUGUUUCGCAACAAAAACACCUUGGAUAAUGCGUUUCGCAUUACUUGAGGUACACAACGAGAGACAGUGCUUUAUGUCUAAUAGAAACGGAGAAAAGGGCGUUCCGCCAACUUACCCCAACCGCCAACUAGCCCCGGGCUCCCCUAUGUAUGUACAGAUUUGCACGACUUAAGUAUCCCAUUAAUUCUGUGCCUCUCAAAUUGAAAUCUGAACUGUCCCAAAUUAUGUGGUGGGACUUUGCACCACCGAAUAUGAGUGGAAACCCGUAUCUGCCCCAGCAUAAUACAACCCUCUUGAAGUCAUCAGAAGGCAAUGGUUCAUUAUACCGCAAAUAUGCCGAACAUUAGACACAUUUCUUGUUUAUGUUAUCAACAGUCAUAGACUGCGACACCAUAAAUAUCUCGAGUUUUUAUGGCGGAUAGAAGACAU